GGCUUCUUUGCCCUCACUGACAAGGGCACUACAGCUGGGCGGAAUGUUUUCGUGUUUGAAAUUGUAAAGCUUUAUUGACACGUUACAGUAAGUGCAUGUGAUCGGUUAGUAUAGCUACGGCAGUGAAAAGCUAUGUUGUUCCUCCACAAUUAUCUGUUUAACGUAUUUUAUUCACUUUGUCAUGUGCUGCUAUGUCCACAUUAUUUGGAAAAUGACAUUAUGAAUAAUGUCCUUUUAAAAUGUUGGUUUUCCUGAUGUAAAGCUACAGGUGUGAAUGGUAAAAUACCAAUUUACCUCAUAUUUGCAAGUGCUUCACUAGAACAUGACUUAAAUGUGGCACUUCUUACAUUUUUAGGGAAAUAACCAUUAGAAAUCCAUUAACACUGCAUUAUGUACUAGAUUCUGGUGCAAUAGCCAAGAAAACAGUUAAAGAUGCUUCCUAUUGCUCUUUAAUUCACCACUUGUUUAUUUAUUUGUUAUGGCCAAAAUGUAUGAAGAUAAAACCUGAAAAAAAUAAAACCAUGCCAUGAAGAUGCUGUUAACGCCAGGCUUCCCAAACUCCAGCCCUCCAGAUGUUGCUGAACUACAACUCCCAUGAUGCGAUGAAUGAAAUAGGCUGAGAAUCAUGGGAGUUGUAGUUCAGCAACAUCUGGAGGGCUAGAGUUUGGGGAAGCCUGGGUUAACCCUUAACCCCUUAAGGACUGAGCCAAAUGUACAUGUGAACAAAACAAAAUGUAAACAAAACCUGGCAUUUGCGCUACAUGUCUUUCGAACCGUAAUUCACCUCUUUCAUAUUAAAUGCACCCACCCUUAUUAUAUAUCAUUUUAUUCAGGGGAAACAGGGCUUUCAUUUAAUAUCAAAUAUUUAGCUAUGAAACAUAAUUUAAUAUGAAAAAAUGGGAGAAAAUAAGAAAUUAUUUUUUAAUUCUACAUGACAUUUUAACUGCCAAUGUCAUAAUACUGUUUGCUUUUACUGCAACAAAAUACACAUAUUUGUAUUCAGCAAAGUCUCACAUGUAAAACAGUACCCCCUAUGUACAGGUUUUAUGGUGUUUUGGGAAGUUACAGAGUCAAAUAUAGCACGUUACAUUUGAAAUUGAAAUUCGCCAGAUUGCUUACGUUGCCUUUGAGACUGUAUAGUAGCCCAGGAAUAAAAUUUACACCCAUAAUGGCAUACCAUUUGCAAUAGUAGACAACCCAAGGUAUUGCAAAUGAGGUAUGUCCAGUCUUUUUUAGUAGCCAUUUGGUCACAAACACUGGCCAAAGUUAGCGUUAAUAUUUGUUUGUGUGUGAAAAAUGCAGAAAACGCCAAUUUUGGCCAGUGUUUGUGACUAAGUGGCUACUAAAAAAGACUGGACAUACCCCAUUUGCAAUACCUUGGGUUGUCUACUAUUCUAAAUAGUAUGCCAUCAUAGGGGUAAUUUUCAUUCUUGGGCUACCAUAGGGUCUCAAAUGCAAUGUAACCAAUCUGGCAAAUUUUAAUGUGAGAAAAAUGAAACACAAGUCUUAUAUUUGACGCUGUAACUUUUGAAAACACCAUGAAACCUGUACAUGAGGGGUACUGUUGUACUCGGGAGACUUCGCUGAACACAAAUAUUUGUGUUUCAAAACAGUAAGAAGUAUCACAGCAAUAAUAUCUUCUGUGUAAGUGCUGUUUGUGUGUGAAAAAUGCAAAAAAGUCACUUUUACUGGCGAUAUCAUCGUUGUAAUACAUUUUACUGUUUUGAAACACUAAUAUUUGUGUUCAGCUAAGUCUCCUGAGUAAAACAGUACCCCCCAUGUACAGGUUUUAUGGUGUCUUGGAAAGUUAUAGGGUUAAAUAUAGUGCUAGCAAAUUAAAUUCUCUAUACUUUCGGCAUGGGUUGUCAAGCAGGUCCCGCUAAUUGUAAUUAAUUAAAAUAACUAAUUAUGUAAAAAUAUUACAUAAAUCUAUAUGUAGAAUUAAUAUAUGUGUAUAUAUAUAUACAUAUGUGUGUGUAUAUAUAUGUAUAUAAUUUUUUUAAAUAUUUUUAUUUAUAUAUAGGUAUACAUAUAGUGAUACAUACGUUUAUAUUUAUGUAUAUAGAUUAUAUAUAUUAUUUCGUUCUACGUGUAUUUUGAUAUAAAUAUAUAUAUAUAUUAAUAUCACAAUACAGUUAGAACGAAAUAACACACAUCUAUAUAUUUUUUAAUUAUUUUUAAUUAUUUUUUUAAUUUUAUAUAUUUUUUUUCAAUUUGACAAUUUUAAUUUUAUCAAAGAACACAGUUGGGGGGUACAGAAAGGAAAAGGGGGAGGGUACGCAGUUAUUAAUUUUAUUUUUUAACAUAUUUAAAAAUUUUUAUAUUAUAUAUAAAUAUAUAACAAUAAUUAUAUUUAAUCAGUAUCAGUCUACGUGUAAUUUGAUAUUAAUAUAUAUAUAUUAUUAGUAAAAUACACCUAGACAGUGUAUGUGUGUGUAUGUAUAUAUGUGUAUAUAUAUAUAUAUAUAUAUAUAUAUAUAUAUAUAUAUACUUAGAUCACAAUUAAGAUUCUAUACUAAACUAAAUAAAAUACUCUCAUAACUUUGUGCAUAUAAUAGAAGCUCAAAAAAAUUAAGAAAAAUAACAAAUUAAAAAGAAGCGUAAAAACGCCCGACGCAUGUUUUGGUGCCACAGUAAUGUGCCUUCAUCUGGGGGUGGGACCAUAGUCACCAAGAAAACAAUUGGUAACACACUACGCCGUGAAGGACUGAAAUCCUGCAGCACCCGCCAGGUCCCCUUGCUCAAGAAAGCACAUGUCUGAAGUUUGCAAAUGAACAUCUAAAUGAUUCAGAGGAGAACUAGGUGAAAGUGUUUUGGUCAGAUGAGACCAAAAUUGAGCUCUUUCGCAUCAACUUAACUCACCGUGUUUGGAGGAGGAGAAAUGCUGCCUAUGACACCAAGAACACCAUCAAACAUGGAGGUGGAAACAUUAUGCUUUGGGGGUGUUUUUCUGCUAAGGGGACAGGACAACUGCACCAGAUCAAAGGGACGAUGGACGGGGCCAUGCACCAUCAAAUCUUGGGUGAGAACCUCCUUCUCUCAGCCAGGGCGUUGAAAAUGGGUCGUGGAUGGGUAUUCCAGCAUGACAAUGACCAAAAACACACAGCCAAGGCAACAAAGGAGUGGCUCAAGAAGAAGCACAUCAAAGGAGCACUAUAGGGUCAGGAAUACAGCCCUGUAGUAGGGCCGGCACUAACAGCAUACCCACCACUAACAAUCACGUCCCAGAGACUGCAUGCAUUGGGAGUCACUCACUCUAAAAUUGCGGAUGCCACCUGACAGUCGGCAAGCGUGGGGACAAGUGGAGAGCGGUUAAACGACACUCUGACUAAGCUGGAUUAAAUUCUUGCUGCCUUCUGGGCCAGGAUUUCGGAGAAGGCGCUGAACGCAGCUACAGCUAGGCGAACAACUCCUGCACUCAAUUCUACGUGCAUAUUUAUAUAAUAUUUUUACAAUAAUUAAGUAAUUUUAUUGAUUGCAAUUUGAGGGACAUGCCUGACAACCCAUGCCAAAAGUCCAGAGAAUUUAAUUUGCUAGCAUUAUAUAUAACUCUGUAACUUUCCAAGACGCCAUAAAACCUGUACAUGAAGGGUACUGUUUUAUGUGGGUGACUUCACUGAAUACAAAUAUUAGUAUUUAAUAUUUAAAAACAGAUCACAACUAUGAUAUUGUCAGUGAAAGUGACUUUUUUUUGCAUUUUUCACACGCAAACGGCACUUUCACUGAUGAUAUUGUUGUGAUACGUUUUACUGUUUUGAAACACUAAUAUUUGUGUUCAGCGAAGUGUCCUGAGGUUAACAGUACCUCCCAUGUACAGGUUUUAUAGUGUUUUUGAAAGUUACAGGGUUAAAUAAAAGGGUUGCCCAUAUCAUUUUUUUCAUAGACAUUUGCCAGAUUGGUUAUGUUGCCUUUGAGACCAUAUGGUAGGCCAGGAAUGAGAAAUCUCCCCGUGAUUGCAUAGCAUUUGCUAAAGUAGACAACCCAUUGUAUUGCAAAUGGGGUAUAUCCAGUCUUUUUUAAUAGGCACUUAGUCGCAAACACUGGCAAAGUUAGCGUUCAUAUUUGGUUUUUGCAUUUUUCACACACAAACAAAUAUAAACGCUAACUUUGACCAGUGUUUGUGACUACUAAAAAAGACUGGACAUACCCCACAUUUAAUGCCCUGGGUUGUCUACUUUUGCAAAUGGUAUGCAAUCAUCAUGGUGUAAUUAUAAUUCCUGGUCUAUGAUGCAGUAUCAAAGGCAACAUAACCAGUCUGGCAAAUUUCAAUGUGUAUAAACUGAAAAAUUAAGCAAGCUAUAUUUGACCCUGUAACUUUCCAAAACAGCAUAAAACCUGUACAUGGGAGGUACUGUUGUACUUGUGAGACAUUGCUGAAUACAAAUGCCUGCAUUUUAUUGCAGUAAAAACUUACAGUAUUAUGACAUUCAAAGUUAAAAUACCACACAGAACUAAAAUAAAUCUUAAAUUUCUCACACUUUUUUUAAAUUUUAUUUAUAAUAAAUUGUGUUUUAUAUAUGAAUAGUUCAUGUCAUGUUAAAGCCCUGUUUUACCUGAACAAAAUGAUAUAUAAUAAGUGUGGGUGCGCUCAAUAUGAAAGAGGUGAAUUAUGGUUAAACAGACAUAUAGCGCAAAUUCCAGUUUUUGUUAACGUUUUGAUUACUUGUACAAUUGGCUCAGUCCUUGACCCCUUAAAACCGGAGGGCGUACUAUUACGCCCUAUUCUAAGCGGCUCUAAACGACCGCAGGGUGUAAUAGUACGCCCUCUGGUUUUUCUUACUUACCCAGUCGCCGGCAAUCGCGGUUGGAGAGACUCACCUGGGACCCCAGGGAGUCCCCCGCGGCGGAUCCUGCCUCCUCCGGCCCCCCCGGCCAUGUGAGAGUGAGGUCCUUGCGAGGACCUCACAAUCACAUAGCCGGGUUAGCUGGCUGCUGUAUUGCCAGCAGGGGGACUGCUGGUAAUGACAGUCCCCCUGCUGGCUGGAAAUAAAAUACAUUAAAGUUAAUAAAGUGUAAAAAAAUAAAAUAAUAUACUUAGAUCAUAUAUAUAUAUAAGUGAAGACACUGAAUGUUUGGAUGCAUUUUAGGCAGCCAUGACACAGGAAGGAUCUCUAACAGCCAUCUGAGGAGUGGCCAGUGAAGUUAUCACUAGGCUGUAAUGUAAACACUGCAUUUUCUCUGAAAAGACACUGUUUACAGCAAAAAGCCUGAAGGUAAUGAUUCUACUCACCAGAACAAAUUCAAUACGCUGUAGUUGUUCUGGUGACUAUAGUGUCCCUUUAAGCAGAAAACUUGUUUCAAUAUCAUUAUAUACACAAUCAGCCUCUAAAGGGCUUCUACAUCUAAUACUUAUUAUAAAUGUGACUAAUUAUAAUCCCAAUUUUAGACAUUUAGUAGACAUACUAUACCACCUUACAUUUGUCCUAGCAUCUAAUAAUCGAAUUUCCAAAAAAUAAUGGCAUUGGUUAUGUGAGGUUAUUGUCUUUAUAGAUUCUAAUAAUUAUAUAUUUUUAUGUGUGUGUUUUUAUUUCUAGUAUGUACAUUUCUCGUGUAGUUCUUAAUUUCUAAUCUAUGGUCCACUUAUCUUUCAUAUGCUCUAUUCCUAAGGGUAAUUCCAACACUUCCGGUUCCUUUCCUUUUUGGUCUGGAACCAUCUUUUUGCUUCACAGCGUAGUGUGUUACCAAUUGUGUUCUUGGUGACUAUGGUCCUAGCUAUCUUGAGAUCAUUAGCAAGAUACUCCCAUGUUGUUCUGGGUUGAUUCCUCACCAUUCUCAUGAUCAUUGAAACUGCACGAGGUAAGAUCUUGCAUGGAGCACCAGAUCGAGGGAGAUUGACAGUAAUUUUGAGUUUCUUCCAUUUGCAAAUAAUCGCACCAACUGUUGUCACCUUCUCACCAAGCUGCUUAGCGAUGGUCUUGUAGCCCAUUUCAGCCUUGUGUAGGUCUACAAUCUUGUCCCUGACGUCCUUGGCUCUUUGGUCUUAUCCAUGGUGGAGAGUUUGGAAUCUGAUUGAUUGCUUCUGUGGACAGGUGUCUUUUAUAAAGGUAAUGAGCUGAGAUUAGGAGCACUCCCUUUAAGAUUUAUAUGUAUAUAUAAUAUACUACUUAGCAGCCAUAAUUUGCAUGUCCCUAGAAUGUAAGCUCGUUGGAGCAGGGUCCUCAGCACCCUCUGUUCUCGCUUGUCAAACUUAUCUUGUUGCAAAUACUUGUCUGGUAGUCCACCUAUUUACAUUGCUGCAGAAUUUGUUGACGCUUUAUAAAUAAUAAUAAAAGUAAUACUGUUAGAACAUCCAUGGUAAAGACUUUGGACUGUGGAGACAAAUGACAAAUUAGCACUGCAAAGUUUAACCCCAUCGCGACCGCGGACGUAUCAGGUACGUCCGCCAAAAACCGGUACUUAAGGACCGCAGGGUCGAGGCAUUCAAUAAAAUAAAUACUUACAUUUAAAAAAAAUUAAAUAAAAAAUGAACCCCUUCCCUCCCUCUCAGAUGUGUCCAUAGUGCUGGCAGUCACAUCUGACAGGCAGUCCCCCUGCUGGGGAAAAAAGUAAAAAAUAAAAAAAGUUAAUAAUUUAAAUAUAUAUGUAUUAAGGCCUUUGGCCUGUAUUUGUGGGAGGGGCUUAAAUUAAUUCACUCCCCUAUAUAAGGGACACCCCUUACCUGACUCCAUAUCGCUUGAGGUCAGCAUCAGAAUGAUUUCCACUUCCGGGUCAUCCAGAUGCCAUUUUACCUGAUUACUCCAUGAGGUUUUCUAAGCUGAGCUGUGUCAGGAAUCCAGCCACAGGCUUUUCCGGCCUACCACCUUCAUUAUUCAAUCCCUCGCCGUGGAUGGUGUCCAAGUGACUCACAAACCGUAAGUCGACCUACCCGUUACGCCAGGCAUCAGUCCCACGGCACCAUGCACGGGUCAGGUCCUCACUUUACGGAUGCAUUUUGUCUAAGUCUGUUCUAAAACCAUUGCAUGUUCAUGCAUAUCAUUCGUUUAAACUCACUUGUUUAUAUCUGUCACUGGCUCAUUUCGAGCAUUAGCAUACUCCCGAACGGGAACACAUUCCGUUUCCAUUGCCUAAACAUACUAGCCAAUUCUGUGCGGGCAUUUCGAAUCUCACUGCUCGUUUCGUUUUGUUUCCCUGACAUACCAGGCUCACGGUUCGUGCAAUUUUCUACCAAACGGGAACUAGUUCAUGCAUUUACUAUUGUACUACACACACGUUUCGUGCGUUUACAACCCACGAACAGAACACUGGUUUGUUACAAUGACUGUUAAUAAGCUAUUAUGUUCACAUAUUGUAUAUUGUCGAACGGGCACUGUUCGUUUCCCUGUCAUACAACUAUAAUGCUGGGGCAUAGCUCACAAACAAUGUUUCACAUAAACCACGCUGACCCCUACAGGUCACUAAUCUCACGUUAAACUUGCAUUUGGAUUAAAGGGUAUUUUUAUCAUACAAUCAGCAUUUCUGACCCCUACUGGUCAACAGCAAAGUCUUCACAUGUCAUAUACAAUUUACCAGCCAAUAUAAAUUACACAUAAGAUUGUUUUUAAACAUAACCAUAAAUUAAACUCCUGCACGGGCUCAACUUCAGGUUUAAUUCACAAUAAUUGAAGAUUAUGCUAACGCAGUGUACUAAUAAUCUUAAUUUUAAUAAUGACAGGUGGUGGAUAUUUUGCAUUAACUUUCUUUACUAACUCCACAGCAGCAAAGAAAAAACAGUUGAAAGAAAGAACCAAUCAGCUUGAGUCAGAGAGUAAAUAAGUUCCAGUCUAGCCAAUCAUUUCCUCUUGACUAGUGCGACAUCACAAGUUCAUAAUAUGACAAAUGUGUCUUGAAUCAACUUGAAUCAACUAGUCCAACGUGGAAACUUCAUUAGCAUAGCCAAACGUCUUCAUGAAACCUAAAACUUGUUAACUGAUUCCGGUACGUUCGGUAUCUUGUUAAGCUGAAAGGAGACUAGUAUCAGUGAUACGGGACCGACCGUAUGGCAUAAAUGCUUAUGUGAAUGUUGACAAUAUUGACUGUUAAACAAGUUUAUCCAGACUAUCUAAAGUUAGUCCCUUUCACACAUUAGGAAGAAAAUAAAGGUAAAGAGUACCAUAAAACAUCUCACGAUAUAGAUAUAUACAAUAGUAUCUCUGUGGCUGCCACAUAAGCUCGUAGGGUCUUCACCACGCACAAUUGAGGAUCCGAGGUGAAGAAUGGGUAAAACACUGAAGGUGAAUUUCGCCAUCAGUUGUUUUAAUGAUAAUAGUUUGUUAGGGGGCCAUCCCCUUAGGAAAUGGAGCACCACAUUCACAUCCCAUAGGUGUCGAUAUUUUGGUGCUGGAGGUCGUCUCAGUUUGAUGCCGCGUAACAGUCGACAGAUCAGGGGAUCUUGCCCUACCGGUCUACCUUGGGACGGUGUAUGGGCUGCUGAGAUGGCGGAUCUGACCACGUUGAUGGUGCGAUACGAUUUCCCUUCCCCGAAUAUCUUCAAUAGGAAGUUCAUGAUAUCGGAUACAGGGGCUAUAAAGGGAUCCAGGUUCCGCCCCAUGCACCUAUCGGUCCAAGAGUGCCAUGCUGAUAAGUAACUCUUUCGUGUUCCAGGAGCCCUGGAGUCCCAUAGGAGGUCCUAAGUUGUUGCCGAUAGGUUUCUGGUACACCAUGCUCCCCUAAAAGAUUCCAGGCUAUCAGCGAUAGGCGUCCGUCUAGGAGCAUCGGGUGUGUCUCCCCCAUUGGGUUUCUGAGUAGGUUGUAGUCGAUCAGUAGUAGGAUUGGAUCCUGCCAAGCCAGUUCGAGCAGAUCCGGAAACCAAAGUUGGCUCGGCCAGUUGGGUGUCAGGAGCGUUAAUCUCACUCCCCGUCGUUGAACGUGAUGGAGAACCCUCGCGAUCAUUGCGAAUGGGGGAAAGGCGUAAGCUCCUCGUGGAGGCCAGUGUUGGGUGAAAGCGUCUACCGCCAGGCAUUCCGGGUCUGGAAGCCAGCUGUAAAACUGUGGCACUUGGUGAUUGUUGCGGGAGGCAGAUAGGUCCAGUGUGAAGGGCCUCAUCUGUUCGUUCAGGAGGGGGUAUAUACGUGGGUCCAGUUGCCAAUCGCUGACGUCUCUCCAGUGUCAGGUAUUCUGCUUGUAUCGUAAUGGUGCGUGGGAGACAGUAAUCGAAGAUUUCCUUCGUCAGCUCCACCAGUGUUUGGGAGCGUGUACCGCCAAGGUGGUUGAUGUAUCUCACUGCCAAUAUGUUGUCCAUCCGAAGAAGUAUACAACAAUUGGAUUGUCCUUUCGCCAGACUGCGUAUAGCGAAUGACCCCCGCUAGCAGUUCCAGGCAGUUGAUCUGCAUUGAGAGUUCUUGGUUUGUCCAUGUUCCUCCCGUGGAUGCUUCCCCGUCCGUGGCGCCCCAUCCCAAUCGGCUGGCGUCUAAUUACAGCACGAAGUCCGGGUGGGUGCCAAAGAUGGCUCGGCCAUUCCAAACUUGCAUACAAUUGAGCCACCAUUCGAGUUCCUGACGUACCUCGCUCGUUAGCGGGACUGGUUGGUUGUACGUAGGGUUUUGUCGUAAGAACCGGGUUUUCAAUUGUUGCAGGGGGCCUGGAAAUAUGGCUUGUAUCGAAGAGGACAAUAGGCCAACGAUCCGUGCUAGUUGUCAGAAUGGGAUGGAAUCGCAUUUGAGUACUCUGCAGAUUUCCUUCUUGAUGGCAGUCACUUUGGUAGCCGGGAGAUGAAGAGUGCAGGACCUGGAGUCUAUCUCGAAGCCCAGGAAUUGGAUGCUUUGUGUGGGUGUCAUUGCGGAUUUUGCUCUGUUGACUAUGAAGCCCAGGGAUUCCAAUAAUUGUACUGUGUAUUCUGUAUGUUGGACCGUCAAUUCCCUCGUCCUGCAGAACAAGAGUAUGUCGUCUAGAUAAAUGAUGCACCUGAUCCCUCGAGUCCUGAGAUGAGAGACUAUUGGUUUCAACAUCUUCUUAAACCACCAAUGCGCUGAGCUCAGUCCGAAGGGGAGGCAAGUGAAUUGCCAGGGAGCGCCGUUCCAUAGAAAUCGGAGGAGAGGGCGGCUGUCCGCGUAAAUCGGGAUUGAUAGAUAUGCGUCUUUGAGAUCCAGACGCGUAAACCAGUCCUUGUCUUGAAGGAGGUCCCUUAGUAAGUGUAUGCCCUCCAUUUUGAAGUGGUGGUAGGUCACGUGGGCAUUCAAUGCUCUGAGAUUGAUGACCGGUCUGAAGUCUCCGGUUUUCUUGCGGACGAGAAACAUAUUGCUGAAGAAGCCUCCCUGUCCUUGAACGGGCUGUAUGGCACCCUUCGCAUGCAGCUCACGGAGCUCCAUUUCUAUGAGGUGCACGUCUGAGGCUGAGAGGUAUAAUGGGUGAGGAGGACAUCCCUGUACCAGGUUUGUACGUAAUUCGAUGCGGUACCCUUUGACUGUCUGUAGAACCCAGGCGUCUGUGGAUAGCUUUGCCCAAUUCUGGGAAAAAAGAGAAACACGGCCUGCAGACAUGGUUAGUUGGGACAUAGUUAUGGGUUGUUUUCUUACCUAUGGGAAGUCUUGCGCAGGCUUGUCCGUGACCUGCACGUCCUCUGUCCGUACCCCUCUGAUAGUAGGGGUAGCUCUGUCAAGAGCCUGCGUCUUGGUAACCCUGUUGCGGGUAAAAUUGUUGUAGGUGUCCUGUGCGGAGGCCCGAUGGCCAGAAUCGGCUGGUGGCAUGACCCCGUUGCCGACCAGCCCUGGGAAAAACACCUCUCGUGAGGUUGCCACGGAAUACCUUGCGCAUGGAUUAACGGGCUCGGUUUAGUGAGGUGAAGACAUUGACAUGUUUGUUGAGCUCUUUGAGGAAGGCUUCUUUUACCCCUAAAUCCGCUAAUUUGGGGUCUAUACGGAACAGUGCUGCGCGGCGCCGCUCUGUGAAGAGGGCCGCAUUGGUAUUCCCGAGAAAACAGAAGCUGCUCUGGGUCCAUUCUCGGAUGUCGUGUGCCCACUCUCUUACCAUGUCCGCAUUAAAAGAGUCCGCCCUGGCAUAGGCAUUGUCCUUCAAAUACAUUACACGGGCCAAGGCCCCCAUCGUGUCCAGGAGCUUGUCUUGUGCACCUUUUAGACUCCUCUCUAUCCCUCUGUGGGGGUCCCGACCUCCCUGCUCCAUGAAUGUCAGCAUAGCUGAUCGAACUCGGGUGUGAAGGCUACUUUAUCGGGUAACGAUGGUCUUGGGCAUUCCGCUCUCAUCCGCUUGCGUACGUGCUUCUCUAGGGGCUUGCGGAUACAGAAAUGCAUAAACCUGAGGCGGUGCUCAGAUGCCAUUCCUCCGAGCGGGGAUGCCGGAUAUUUCUGGGAUCGAACAUCCUGUGUCUAGAAACACCUCUUGAUCCUGCGUGAUGGUUGAGGCGGAAGCUUCUUCGUCUCCUUUACCCUGGGGCUCACCCAGGAAGGUCUCCGUGACGUAGGCGUUAAAGCCCCAAUCGCCUUCGUCCGAUUCGGAGAUGUCCGCCUGCCAUUCAUCAAGAAUGGAGAGGGAGUGUGGCAUGUCUUUUUUUCCUCAUCCGAGGAGAUGUCUUUAGCGGGCUUUGGUGCCAUAGGACGUUUACUUCGCUUCAGGAGCACUUUGCCUUUGUUGAUGGCUGUUUUAGAUACCUCACCCUUCCAGUGGCGUUUAGCCAGGCGGUGUUUCUCUUGAGAGGAGUCGUCCGACGCCUCGGAGUCUUCUUGAUCACGAGGUCGUUUACUAACCGGCUUGUUAGAUUCAGUGGCCGGUGCUAGCACUUUUGCCAUUGCCUUCUCCAAUGAGAGGGCCACUGCCGCAUUAAUCAUGGCCUGGAGCUCGUUAUUGUUCUGAUUGUCCUCCAUAGUGAGGGCACUGACAGGCACAGGGUUGUCAAUAGAUAUGUGGGAGUUGGAUUGUGUGGGAGGGGAUUAUGACAGGCCGAUGGCCGUACAAUUGUCGCCAGUGGCGUGCGACAAGCGGACUCUGUACUACUGGGGCUCACCCAGUCGGUCGGAACUGCUUGAAUAGAUUCCGUAAGGCAGCACUGCGGGAUCGUUCCCAAAUGGGGGCUCACCCCUAGCCAGGUUACUGGGUAUAAAACCUUACUGGCUGUCCCACUCCCUAGGGUUAUAACACCCACCUUGUACACUCCAACUGUAGGCACUUUUUCCAGCAGUCAAAGAUCUCUUUGUAUGAGCCUGAUGGUGAUGUGAGUUGGACUUCUCCAAUAGCCUCACGAAAUGGCCACCGUGGUGAACAGGAAGAAAAAGCCCGCGAAGGCAAACGUUUAGAAAACCUACAAGCGUUCGAUAGAACUCGCGAACGGCUCAAUUCGCGGGUUUGCAAGCAGCCGAACGUCUGUUGAAGGAGAAGCCGCGAACGGACUGAAUUACUUUAUAUGAAUCCAGUCCGUUCGAGUGAAUGCACUGAGCUAUUUAGUGUUCGCGGGUGUGCGCGAACAGAGCGCAUUCACUCCGUUCGCGUAUUUGCUGUAUGGGCACGCACGAACCUAAGGCCAGCUUGCUCUGUUCGCACGGAGAAGUGCACGAACAGAGCGGUAAGCCCUACAUCAAAGUGGCGAACAUAGCCACUCGAGGAUUGUGGGGAGGGGAGGGGAGGGAAGGGGGAUGAGGCUAAUCCGUAGCGCUGAGGUGAAACAGGGGAUCCCCGGAAUGGUGAAACCGUUAAAGGGGUACCCCCAAUAAGUGUCCCAUUGCCACCCCCCAGUAUCUGUAUAAUAGUUAAAGCAAACUAUGUAGAUAAUACCUUAAACAUACCAACACAGACAAAAAACAGUUAAGGAAGUAUUACUCUGACCUGACUUGUGAUGGAGCAGCAAAGAAGGCGGAAAUGAUUGGCUAGGCCGAAACUUAUAUACUCUCUGACUCAAGCUUAUUGGUUCUGUCUUUCAACUGUUUUUUUUUUUUUGCUGCUGUGGAGUUAGUAAAGACAGUUAAUGCUAAAUAUGAAGCCUCCUGUCAUGUGGUAAAAUUUACAUUUCACAUCAAGACCAACAGUGGUUCUACCAACACUGCCACCUACAGGUCUGUCAAGUACAUUGACAAUUUUCAUGGGGUUUUACAAACACCAAAAAACUGACCCCUAUAGGUCAACAGACAAACAACAUUUCACAUACCAAUCAGUAUCCAACUACACUGCCACCUAUAGGGCACUCUGCAGAUCUCCAGUGCACUUGCUUUUUGCAACACCAUGUUCACUGACCCCUACCAUUCAAUAAGACAUACAGCAAUUCACAUAGCAAGUAGUAUAUCAACAUCUGGUAUAAAUACACAUAUUAUUACAAAGUAGCAGACGCAUCUGUAUAUAUGUAACUGGUAAUUUAGUUCACAUACAUUUUUCACAGCACGCUGCUCACACAACAGACUUUCCCCUAGCAAGGGGACAUACAACGUACAAGGUGGGGACAGACCACUUUUUCACUUGUACAUAUGGCACUUAAUGGGUUAAGAUUGAUACAUAUUUAAACAGUAUGGCUACGAUGUUUAAUAUUUACACAUCACAGCACUUUACUUUUCACAUAUACUGUACGUAUUAAGAUAAGCUUGGUCUAUGCCAUCCAUUCAGGUUACAGUUACUACUAAAAAAACCUAUAUGGAUUGUCAGGUUCAAUACCAUACUACCAGGUACAUACACCUGCUCACGUAGUUAUCCAUCUCUUAACUUCCCUGGAAUAGUAAUAGCGUUCUAGGGCCCAAUAGGUAUGACCCCCUUUUUUCUCUGCAUUACGCUUCCACGAGGCCAACACCCCGCCUCACACUCGGAGGCAUACACCCCUCGGGCCACUCGUGAGCUAGCCACCUCGCAUUGUAUCAUAGAGAGGGCCUCACCUGUCACUCCCCUUCCUAUUUUCUGGUUACUGUCACCGAGAGGCCAACAUCCUGCCACAACGUUCAGUGGCCACAAAAAAUCCCCUUGCGCCAACGCAUAGAUAGAGCCUCUCAAGCCACUUGGCAACUCACCAGUCACCAAAAAACACUAAGCCUAAUCGUUUCGCCUUACGGCUUAGCUAGCAAGCCAGUACAAGACCCCUGGGUACAAAUAAUAAUUCCAAUCUUUGUUAUUUAAGUAUUUCUCAAAAAGAUGGUAAAGAAUCACCUCUUCCUAGCACCCCGGCUAGAAUUGAUACACCUUCAAGCAGAGGAGAUGUUGCUAGUCCAGCAGCAAUCAGAUCCUGGAUGAUCCCACACAUUACCACCGACCUAAGGAGGGAACAAACCCCCUACCCUGCCACAGCAAGGAAAGCAGAGUUAUUCAAACUCCUCCAUACAUCAACGGACAACACAGAGGCAGGAGAAGGCCAGGAACACCAACUCAGGGGACACCCAGGCCAUGCUAGCCUCACUCAUAAACUCAUGAGCCAAAAAAUUUACAACAGACUGGCCCUCACAAGGCUGGGCCUCACCCUACUGUACAACCAGCACCAACCGAAACUCGGUCACCUGGUACAAUCAAUUCUUAUGACACACAAGACGUUAACCCUGCACAUAUGAUCCCAGCACAUUGGGGAAACAAGGCAUAUAUAUAUAUGACGAUGUAUCUGUGAUGGUCAAAUCCAGGGAUUCCAGGUAAAUCGGGAACUGAUCAUCCCUUGGUUGUGUUGGCAUUUGGAAUAUGUAGAGAUGUUUAUUUGUGCAGGUACCCAUACAAAAGGGAUUUUGUCCCAAACAAACGGACAAGCACUCUCAGGCUCCAGGUACCAGCACCUCUGAACUACCAGAGACAAUUGGUAUGAGUAGUUGCAUUGCAUAUAGACUGUUGCAUAUAUGUUCAAAUGGUUCAGGGCACAUGACAAACCAUGUGUCCUAAUACAACUUACAAAAAACGUACUCACCAUCUGUACACACCAAUGCAUUUUCAACACUACUGACUCAUCACCCUUCCAGACUUGUAGUAUAUUUACUAAAGCUCUGGAGCUUCAAAGGGCUCCCAUACAGGUAUCAUAAAUACACCUUCAAGGAAUAUAGCAUGCCCUCACUUACAGUCAGCACAACAGAACCAUUGGCUGUAAACACACUCAUAGGGGUUUUACUUGGGUUUUCCAAUCUCCACCAUUUACAGCAUGGCGCCAAACACAAAUACAUUGGUAUUGUCACAAGGAAAUCUUCCCUUAAACAAAGACUAACCAUAGACUUAUUGGCACCACACACCUCCGCUACCCUAAGUCUCAACUCCCUCAUACCCUCCAAGGAGUUUCCUUACUAUACAACACCAUUGAUCUACCUUUACAGCUAUCACUCAAGCAUGGGUUGAAGCUUGGUUAAGUAAGACCAAUAUCAUCAACGCAGUAAACGGCUACCAUCUACCCCACACACUGGCACUUACAUGGCAUAAAAUGGGCAAUCCUUUCCCCGCUCAACUUUCGGGUUACAGAUUAAGCUACUAUCGAUAUUCACAGAUACUCUGUGCUGGUUAUGAUAACAUAUCCAGAGGCCUUACAGUCGUACACUAUCUAGAAGACUUCUUGUUGAUAAAAGAUAACAUAUUUUUCACUAGAAGCCUCACGGCAGCUUAGUCUGGUUGACCACUUGGGCGUCCCAGUACCCCAUAAGAAACAGAAGGCCCAGACACUAUCAUCACAUUACUGGGCAUAUGAUUUGAGUCGGUAUCCAUACACACAAGUUACCACAAAACAAAUAGGGAACAUUCUCAACUACAUCAAUCACUACCUCCUGCUUAGUACUUACAACCGCAAGGAUUGUAAGUACUUGAAUGUUUGUAUACUUUAUAUUUAAAAUAGUAUACAGUGUAACAUUCUUCUUCUUCCACUGGGUAAGUAUAUUAGUACUUGGGCAAUACUGUGCUUCGGAACUUUGGAAAUUCGGUAAUUUUGGAACCUCGGUAAUUCGGCUUUUCGGACAUUCAGAAGUACCCGAAUGUCUAAUUUCCCGAAAUUCGUCCGAAUUCAUAUUUGGCCCGAAACGAAUUGCACAUGUCUAUUAACCACUUGGCAUGGUAAAAGCAUGUUCCUUCCAGGAUUGUCUGACACUUCUCCAACAAGAUGGUCAGACGCGGCGUCUACCACGGGUUUGGCAGCGAUCUACCGGGAACGAUGGCUUUGGAGCUGUUGGCCAUGGCAUCGAGGUUUGGAAAUUUUUCCACCACCUCAGCCCCUUUGAGGGAUCUACCCUAUUGUAGCAGCUGUUGUGGCAUGGGGUAAAUCAUGGUCAGGAUCAUCAUCCUUUGUUACUCAGACAACUAAGCCUUCUUAUCAUCAACAAACACCACACAUCAUCCAUACGAUCAUGAUAUUUAUGGGGAACUCACUUGGUUGGCCACUUAUCACAUUUCUUUUACUUUCAUGUACCAGACGGGGGUAUACAUCCCUGCCGACAAUUGUCUCAUUUAUAUUCCAGGCAUGUUCAUCAUACUCUUCCUACAGCCGCCCAUACAGUCACGGCCACUCUUUCGUUCCAGAGAUAAAAUCAUGGAUUAGACAUACUCAUGCAGCAUAGCAUGCACUAUCCCACCUAACACUUUCGUCCCAUACUUGUAGAAUGCAUAACACAGCUUUUCACCUGCUUAAAGAAUCUCAUUGGAACACGACAUAGCUCAACCUGUGUCAUAAGAUUUCUCCUAGGUUUUGCUUCUUUUUGCCACCUUAAACUAAAACUAUCUCACACACCAUUAAUUAUAUAUUUUACAGGCAUUCAACAACACAGGAUAACCUAUGGCCAAAACUACCAAAACUUCAUGCUAUCAUACCAUACAAGAAUAUACUCAGAGGUUUUCAGGAAUCCAUUCCCCCACGUUCCUCUCAGAGAUUACCAAUAGCCAUCCAACUUUUCCAUCCUUAUCGGACCUAUUAGAUCUACAACCAUUCAAUUAUACUACCAAGUUGGCCAUUACCAGCCAUGCACACUGCCUUCUAUGCCUUUCUCAGGCCAGAGAAUACACUACCAUCACCACCACUCAGACAGAUCAUUGUCUUAAACGAUCCCACGUAUGUAAACACACAUAUCAUUACCUAUUGGCUCUACCACAUUCCGAAACGAGUCAACAUGCACCAACAGUAGGGAUAACAUACUAUCCUACCAACAACAAAUGGUGUCCAGUUGCAGUCCUAGAUUCCUACCUUCAAAAUCCUUCCAGAAAUUAAAUACCGUAAUGUAUUUAAGGAAAUGUCUGGUUAAUUUGUAUAUAUUUGUUUACUGUAUUAAAUCUUUGAUUAUUAAUUUUUGCCCUCUUUAUUUACAGGCCUACCGUAUCGUCGGUCUCGGCACACCACAACCGACUUGCUCCCUUUAUACUAUCCUAUGCUUAUGCUGGAACCUUACUCCAUAUACGGCUAUUUGCCCCUUACACAAGUAUUAAGGCCGUUUGGCCUGUAUUUGUUGGAGGAACUUAAAUUAAUUCACUCCCCUAUAUAAGGGACACCCCUUACCUGACUCCAUAUCGCUUGAAGUAAGCAUCAGAAUGACCCACCCACCCACUCCUCAUUUCAACACUUUCUCUUUUCUUUCCAUUUACUUUACUUUCUUACUCCUUGAUGGGCCCUCUUUAUUUACAGGCCUACCGUAUCGUCGGUCUCGGCACACCACAACCAACUUGCUCCCUUUAUACUAUCCUACGCUUAUGCUGGAACCUUACUCCAUAUACGGCUACUUGCCCCUUACACACAAAAAAAAUAUAUAUAUAUAUAUAUAUAUAUAUAUAUACACACACACAUAUGUAUAUAUGAGAUAUGUAUAUGUGUGUGUAUGUAUGUAUGUAUGUAUGUGUAUAUAUAUAUAUAUAUAUAUAUAAAUAAAAUGUCAUACUAAGUGUAUUGUUUUUAUUAAUAUAUACAUAUAUUAAUAUAAAGAUACACUUGGAGUAAAAUUACACACGUGUGAGUGUGUGUGUGUGUGUAUAUAUAUAUAUAUAUGUGUGUGUGUGUGUAUAUAUAUAUAUAUAUAUAUAUAUAUAAUACAAAUUAAAUAAUCAAUUAAAAGUAAAUAAAGUAAAAAUAAUUUAAAAAAAUAUAUAUUUAAUUUUAUUCUAACUGUAUUUUGAUAAUAUAUAUAUAUCAAAAUAGACUUAGAAUGAAAUUAUAUAUAUAUAUGUAUAUAUAAAUAAAAAUAAUACAAAAUAUACCUAUGUCCAUAUACAUAAUUACAUAAAUAAUUUCAUCAAUUUACACGUAGACUUCAAAUAUGUAUAUAUAUUUAAAUUCUACGUGCAUAUUUAUGUAAUAUUUUUACAUAAUUAAAGGAUCACUAUAGUCAACAUAUAAAAGCAAGAAAGACAGGUCCCCCAGCCUUCUUUUUUGCUUUUAUAUGAACUUCCAGUUAUUAAAAAUAAUUUGAGUCUUUUUUAGCAUAUAAACUUACCUCCGUUCCAGCGCCAAGAUCCCCGUCAGGCCAUGCCCCCUUUUUCCUCAAAAUGACGAAAUCGCGGGGCUCAAUCAGACGCUUCUCUUAUGGCGCUUCUCGACCGAUCCAGUGCGCAUGCGUGGCUUCGCGCUGCACCAAUCGUGUUCUUCAUAGAGCAGCAUUGAAUGCUGCCCUAUGAAUGAACACUGAGCACUCUAUUUCUAUCUAUCUAUUUCUUUCUAUCUAUUUAGAUGGAAAUAACACACACACACACACACUGCAUUAUAUACACACACUACACAAACACUGCAUUCACUAUACACUACACAAACACAGGCACACAGCAUUCACAAUACAUACACUACACACACUGCAUUCACUUUACGCACACUAUACACACACUCUGCAUUCACUAUAUAUACACACUACACACUCACUGCAUUCACUAUACACACUACACAAAUACACACUGCAUCCAUUAUACACACAUUACACAAACACACACAGCUACCCUGUCUAAACACACUGCAUCUCCUACAUGUGGCAUGUAUAUUUUGUGCAUUUACCUUUAGAAAUAGUUUAUGUACAAAAUAUCGUCAAGUUAUCGGCUAUCGGCCUGAAAGUUCACAGAUUAUCGGCAUCGGCUCUAAAAAAAAAUCAAUAUCGGUCGAUCCCUAAUCUAUUUCUUUCUAUCUACUCCUUUCUAUCUAUUUCUUUCUCUCUAUCUACUCCUUUCUAUCUAUUUCAUUAUCUCUAUCUAUUUCUAUCUAUCUCUGUCUCUUUCUAUCUAUUUCUUUCUAUAUUUCUAUAUAUUUAUCUAUUUCUUUCUAUCUCUCUUUCUCACUCUCUCACACUCACAGUCUCUCUCACACUCAGUCUCUCUCACACUCACUGUCUCUUACUCACACACCCUCUCACACUCACUCUAAAUUUUUAAAAUAAGUGUACUUACAGUUUGAAGUCAGGAGAUCUAUGCAUCCUCCUGCCUUCAGUCUGUCAGCACGAGCCAGCCCACGCUGUUUGUUGUUGCAGAUUUUAUCUCCCAGACUCCCACGAGCUGCUGUCAGCCUCAGGGAGACAGGAUGCUCAUGCACAGUGCCCUGUCUGCUGACGGAAUAUCUGAGUGGAUGGAUGCCAAUUACACAUCCAUCAACUCAGAAGUCCCUCUGGUGGCAGUCUGAGUGACUGCAACUAGAGGUGUUCCUAGCUUUCAAUGUAAACACUGUAUUUUCUAAGAAAAUACAGUGUUUACAUGAGAAGGCCUGCAGGGAGCUAUAGUUCUCACCUGAACAACCUCAUUAAGCUGAAGUGGUUCAGGUGACUAUAGUUUCCCUUUAAGUAAUUUUAUUGAUUGCAAUUUGAGGAACCUGCCUGACAACCCAGGCCAAAAGUCCAGAGAAUUUAAUUUGCUAGCACUAUAUUUAACCCUGUAACUUUCCAAGACACCCUAAAACAUGUACAUGGGGGGGGUACUGUUUUACUUGGCUGAACACAAAUAUUAGUGUUUCAAAACAGCAUUUUUCACACACAACCGGCACUUUCACUGAUAUCAUUGUUGUAAUACGUUUUACUGUUUUGAAACACUAAUAUUUGUGUUCAGCGAAGUCUCCCAAGUAUAACCCCCAGGUUUUAUAGUGGUUUUUGAAAGUUACAGGGCCAAAUAAAAGGCAUUUUUUUCACAGAGAAAUUUGGCAGAUUGGUUAUGUUACCUUUGAGAGUGUAUGGUAGCCCAGAAAUGAGAAUUACCCUCAUGAUGGCUCACCAUUUGCAAAAGAAGGCAACCCAAGUUAUUGCAAAUGGUGUAUGUUCAGUCUUUUUAAGUAGGCACUUAGUUGCAAACACUGGCCAAAGUUAGCGUUCAUAAUUGUUUUUUGCAUUUUUAACACACAAACAAAUGUAAAUGCUAACUUUGGCCAGUGUUUGUGACUAAGUAGCUACUAAAAAAGACUGGACAUACCCCAUAUUGAAAAUAUAUGGCUUGAUGGGGGUAAAUUAAAUUGUCCGGCUUUAAAAAUGGCCUAAAUAGGACAUUGGUGCAUGAUGACCAGCUUUGAAAUUUCCUAGUCGGAAAACUGGAAUGCGCCCCCUGAGAACCUGACACCCCUAUACAUAGGUGGUAUCACUGUACUCAAGAAAUGUUGCCAAACACAUAUUGGGGUGUUCUUUGGCAGUAACCCUUAAUGUUCUCAGUACAUGUAUUCUUAAAUUGCUAUGUGUGUCAAAAAAAAUCACCAAUUAUUUAUUUAUUUAUUUGGCAUAGAUUGGUGGUAAAAUGGUUGCAUGAAAAUACCCCAAGUUUAAUACCUUAGGUUGUCUUCUUUAAGAAAAUAUAUACAUGUGAAGGGAUUAUUCAGUGAUUCCUGAUAUCAGUGUGACAGUGUAAGUUGUUUCAUUUAGAAAACAAAAUGGUUUGGAAAUAGCAAAGUGUUACUUGUACUUAUGGCCCUAUAACUUUUUCCCCAAAAAAGCUAAGAACAUGUUAACAUUGGGUAUUUCUAAAAUCAAGACAUAAUUUAGAAACUAUUUAGCAUGGAUGGUUUUUGGUGGUUGUAGAUGCAUAACAGAUUUUGGGGGCCAAAGUUUGAAAAAGUUUUUUCAAAUUUUUUCAUCAUAUUUUAUAAAAAAAAGUUAUAGUAAAUUCUAUGAUAUAAUGAAAAUAAUGCUAUCUUUAGAAAGACCAUUUAAUGGCGAGAAAAACGGUAUAUAAUAUGUGUGGGUACAGUCAGGGCAGCCACCAGAAAUUUUGGGGCCCCUAACUGAGCCCGCCUCCAAGCCUGCCCACAGGGACCGCCUCCAAAUCCUGCCCACAGGAAUACACACACACACACAAACACUGAUACAUACUGAAACAGGCAUACAUACUGACACACACAUACUGAGACAUACACAUAUACAGACACACAGGCAUACAUAGUGACUGAGACACAUAAUAACAUACAUACAGACACACAUGCAUAAGGACAUACAGACAUACAUUCAUAAUGACAUACAGACAGACAUACUGUAACAGUGUAAGCAUGCAGAAGCCAAACACAGAGAGAUGGACUCAGGUAUUCAGGAAGUAAGAGGCCUUUUUUCACAUUACCGAUCGGGUCUCAGAUGAACUCCUGUUCCAAAAGAUCUGAGGGACAAAUACAUGGUGUACAGGACUUUUGUUAACAGCAUAUCCCCUCCCAUGCAGUAUAACCCCUCCUAUAUUCCUCAGACCAAUCAGCACACAGGAUAUUCAGGAUCACCUUAUAUGGCAGACCACAUGGCUUGUUGAAGACAAAGGAUUUUACUAUCCACUUCCACACAUGCUCAGUAUACUGAUGACUCAUCCAACUGUUUGUAAUCAGAUACUAAUUAGCAUAUGCCAUGUGGAGAUUUUGGCCUACUAAAUUUUGACCAUGCUGGAAUCCCAUCACAAUACAUUAAUACUGGCAUACAGACUAUGACAUCUAUACACGCAUACAUACAUACACAGACAUACAUUCAUAAUGACAUACAUUCAUACAGACAGACAGACAUCCAUCUAUCCAUACAUACAUAAUGACAUGCAUACAUAUAUACAUAGAUACUGGCAUACAUACAUACUGACAUACAUACACACACACACACACACACACACAAUGACAGACAUACAGACAGACAUACAUACAUCUCAUCUUCCAGCCACCCUCCUGUUUCUUACCUUUUCUUUGCAGGAGGGUGGCUGGAGCCAAUGGGAGUCGGCGCAGCUCUCCCUCUUCACUGCAGGGCUGUCUCUCCUCCCGCGCGGAGUGAGCUGGGAGGAAGUGACCACUUCCUCCCAGCAGCACUUGCUGCAGCUUUUUUUUUUUUUAAAUGGGGCCAGUCACGCUAUUACACAGCCGCAGCGCUGACCGCCCUGAAGAUAUAGGGCCACCUGAUAGGCCCCAUCAGCGUGCGGGCCCCAGUGCAACAGCACCAGCGGCAGUUCCGCCGCUACACGUGGGGCCCGGACAGCUGGUACAGUACAGUAAAUAAGUAAGAGGAAAAUUACAGCUAAACACAAAACCUGCAGAAAUGUAAAAAGAGCCCUGGUCCUUAACGGUAAGAAAAUUUAAAAACGGUCUGGUCACUAAGGGGUUAAUACUGAAUCCUAAAUGCAAUCGGUUAGUUAUGCUGAAGUAGGCAAAUAAGGAAUAGGAAGUGGCAAACUUAAAAAAAUUUUUGGUUUGUUUAAUUAGUUUUUAUUGUGCAUAAAAAAAUAAAUCAUAAACAUCAAUUGUACAUUUAUCACAUAGACAAACUCAAAUUUAAAAAUCAGUUCUGAAAAAUUAUGUAGUAAGAGCAAUAUUAGAAAAACCAAAUUCAAAAAUUUUCACAUUUUCUGCUUAUCUCAAGUCAGAGUUCAGCUAUUUUCCACAAUUCUCCCAUAAUUCACAGCUUGAUAUGCAAAUGAACACAGAAAGGUAUCACACCUUUUUGUUUCACACUUCCACCUACAUCUUUUUUUUCUCCUACUUUCAAUUUUUUUCAACUUUUUCUCCUGUGCUAACGCCUUUUUUUCUUUUUUGGUUUGUGUGUUUUUUUUCCAUAUUUUUCUUUUUUGCUUUUUGUCACAUUACAAGUUGGGAUUAUAUGCCUAAAAUCACGCAAGAGCCACAUAUAUCGUCUAUCUUACACUUUUCCAUUUGGUGGAUUUUUAUUUUUUUGUUUGUAAGAUUAAAGGGAAUACUAUAGUCACCCAGACCACUUCAGCUCAAUUAAGUGGUCUGGGUGCCAGGUCCCCCAGGUUUUAACCCUUCAGAUAUAAAACAUAGCAGUUUAAUCCAACCUCCAGUGGCUGUCUUCCUGACACCCGCUAGAGGCGCUUCUGUGAUGCUGGAUGCUAAACAUCCAUAUGAAAUCAUUGAGAAAUGCUUUCCUAUGGACUGUUUGAAUGUGCGCGCGGCUCUUGCCGCGCAUGCACAUUCCGCUCCACUCGGGAGCUGACGUCGGCAGGGGAGGAGAGGUCACCAGCGCUGGAUAAAGGUAAGUGGCUGAAGGGGUUUUAACCCCUUCAGCACCAAGGGAGGGGGACCAUGAGGGUGAGGGGGUCUUAAGGAUGAUAUAGUAUCAAGAAAACAAGUGUGUUUUCCUGACACUAUAGUGAUCCUUUCAAUGCAUGCUAUAUACUCGUUGAUAUACAUAUUUUUUGUCUUUUUUUUUUUUUAGUUGUGAGUUAAGAGAUCUAUUUCCUGAGCAGACAGGAUUGUUUUGUUAAGUACUUACAUGUACUUAUAUGUUUUACGUAUGAAUUAGAUUCCUGAGGAGUUUGUAAAAAAAAAAAAAACUUUUGGGCAGUGAUCUUAUUCUUUCUAUGUGAACUAAUUAAAAAAAAUACUUCUUUGCAUACAUAAAUCCAUUUGAGUGCGGUAUCUUUAUUUCUUGUGUUGUAUUUUCUUUAUUGAAAGUCUGAGGGCUAACUCUCUGAUACCAGCACCACUGACUCGAGUGCUACCUUUUUAUUUCAUUUUGCCUAAUUUAUGCAAUGUGUUUUCGGUUCACUGAAUGUCAACACUGACUGUUGUUUCAAAAGAUUCUUGUUACUGUUCCAAUUUUCCAAGUAUCUUUGGGUGUUUCCUUAUAUUUACAUUUUUGUUUACAUUUUUGGCAUCGGCCAUAGGUAAUGGCUGAGACUGACACGGAGGCAGAUCAGGGGCAGAGCCAGCACAAUUCAAACACAGCCCUGGCCAAUCAGCAUCUCCUCUUAGAGAUGAAUUGACUCAGUGAAUCUGUAUGAGGAAAGUUCAGUGUCUGCAUGCAGAGGGUGGAGAUACUGAAUGUUUGGAUGCAUUUUAGGCAGCCAUGACCCAGGAAGGAUCUCUAACAAAUACAAAUCCUUCUGCUCCUUUACCUUUCUGCUAUGUUAUGCUUAUUUUGUGCCCUUCUGCUCCUUUCUCUUUCUGAUCCCUUUCUGCUCCUUGCAGACCAUUUCUGCUCCUUCUCCUACUUCACCUUUGUGCUCCUUCUGAUUCUUUCUGCUCUUUGCAGACCCUUGCUGCCCCUCGUAGACCCUUCCUGCUCCUUGCUGCCCCUUCCUGCCCCUUGUAGACCCUUCCUGCUCCUUGCUGCCCCUUCCUGCUAAUUUCUGCUCCUUCUCCUACUUUACAUUUGUGCUCAUUCUGCCCCUCCCAGCUCAUUGCUGACCCUUUCUGCUCCUUGAUGUCCCUUCCUUCUCAUUUCUGUUCCUUCUCCUACUUUACCUUUGAUGAGAAGGUUCUUCCUGGGAAAAGACUUUGCAUAGCAUGUCUCAAACAAGCAGCCGGAUUCGGAUGUCCUUUCAUAUAUCAGACAGGCUGUCUCGGAAAGGCGUACAACAGGCACAGAAAGCAAGGAAAACGCACAGAUCCUUCAGUCCUGAUUGGACUCAAGAAGUCAGCUCAGAGGAAGAGUUGCCUUGAAUUCUCUUCUCAAGAUGAGGACUCUCAUUUAUCCCCUUCCUUCAUGGAUAACAAAAAGAUAGAAGCCUUGAUCAAAGCUGUCUGGGACACCCUAGAUCUCUGCGAUAAGAUGGAAGAAGAUCCGGCCUUGAACAAACAUUUUCCUGACUUAAAAAAGCAAAACCCCACCUUUCCCCUCCAUGAAGCUAUCUAUGAUUUAAUAAAGGAAGAGUGGAGAAAGACUGAAAAACUGGUCUCUUUUCAAGGUCGUCUUGCAAGACUCUACCCGUUCAGGUCCAGCGACAUUGCCCCAUCGGACAUGGCUCCCAAAGUGAAUGCUGCCAUUGUGCGUCUGGCUAAAAAGACCACCCUUCCAGUGGAUAAUGCAGGGUCUUUAAGAGAGCCCAUGGAUAGAAGAAUGGAUUCUAAUCUAUCCAAGGCAUAUAUUGCAUCUGUCUAUGGGAUCCGUCCAGCUGUGGCUAUUACUUCUGUGUCGAGCCUUGGAACAGUGGUUAGAUGACCUCGAGGAGGAUAUCUCAAGUGGGGUUAGUAGAACCAGGCUUUUGGAUUCCCUAAACAAAUUCAGGCUGGCAAUCGAUAUUUCUUCUGAGGCUUCUAUAGAUCUCGUUAGUUCCAUCUAAAGAGGCAUGGCCUUGUCUGUAUCAUCUAGAAGCCCUCUCUGGCUGUGAAAUUGGAUGGCAGAUACUUCAUCAAAAAAUAGCUUAGAUCUGAACCAAAAGAUCUUAAUUUCCUCCAAGGUGAAGAAAGAACUAGCUUGGUGGAUAAAAAUCAAAAUCUUUUCCUGUUUCCCUCUGGGUCACAUUCCUUGGAUAACAAUUAAAACAGAUGCUUGUCAGACCAGUUGGGGUGCCCACCUGGAUUCUCGUCACAUCCAAGGGCUUUGGAGGCAAAGUCAAUUUCAUCUCCCCUUAAAUGUCCAGGAAAUGAAAGCAGUAUUCCAAGCCCUUCUCCGAUUUCCCUCUCCGAAUCGACAAUGGGUCGAGAUCAGGGUAGACAAUAUUUCGGUAGUGGCUUUUCUCAAUCAUCAAGGGGGGGAAACAAGAAGCAAACAGUUGAUAAGGAUUCUUUCUCCUCUUAUGGCCUGGAGGGAAAAGAACCUGGAAGGCUUGAAGGCAAUUUAUCUACCGGGGGAGAUGAAUCAAAUUGCAGACAUCCUGAGCAGAGUAUCCUUGGAUCCGAAAGAAUGGUUCCUCUCUUCAGAGGUUUUCCAGAGCAUCGUUCGACUUUGGGGACUCCCUCAAGUAGACCUCAUGGCGACUCGCCUGAACAACAAAGUUACAAGCUUCUAUUCGCUGUUCUUCGACCCUUUGGCGGAAGACAGGGAUGCCCUGGGGAUGUCCAGGGAUAUGUGUUUCCCCCAACCCCUCAGAUGUUUCCUCUAUUAAAGAGGAUUCAACUAGAACCAAUCAGGAUAUUGUUCUUCCUGCCUUUUUUUCCAAUCCUUCAACAGAAAUAGAGGAAAAAUGGCAUUGCCUGUAUUUAGUGCGUUUAUCAUCUUACGUUCAAUGUACUUCUGCAAUCAGAAAAUCCUCUAGACUUUUUGUUAUUCCAUCAGGUCACGAGCUGGGACAAGCGGCUUCCAGACAUCUCCAAGGCGUCUGGAGUUCCUAUCCCAUUGGGUCUUCGUGCUCACUCCACUAGAGCUCUAGCCUCCUCUUGGGCAGCUGCAGCUAACGUUUCCCCUGACCGAAUUUGUUCAGCAGCAACCUGGAGGCCCUUUAAUACAUUUAUUCAUCACUACCGGUUGGAUGUUGCCAGACCUUCUAGUUCUGCCUUUGGUAGAAGUAUUCUUUCUUCAGCUUUAUAACAAAAUGUUAUUUUGCAUUCCAUAUUGGCUGGUUUUCUUUUUCCCCUUCCCUUUUGUCUUUAGCUUGGAUAUUACCCAUCUGUAGUGCUGCCAUGGAUAUAUCCGGGAAAUAGAAAAUUAAUUCAUACUUACCGAUAUUUUCUUUUCCUGGAUAUAGGCCAUGGCAGCACCACGAUCCCGCCCUUCUUUUUUGUUUGUGGCUGGGUCUAAGACUGAGGACUUAGGGGAGGGAUCUCUCUUUUAUUUGUUUAAUUAGUUCAUAACAUACAGGGAUAUAAUUUCUAAUUAGUGGGGGAAUAGCUGCUUGAUCCAAGGAGACAUCUGACUGCUAUUUUGGGGUCAAGAAGCAAUUUUUUUUUCCUAGUUUGUGGCAAAAUUUGAAGCGCUUCAGACUGGGUUUUUUGCCUUCUUUUGGAUCAACAGCUAAAACAUAUGUGAGGAAGGCUGAAUUUGAUGGACGCAAGUCUCUUUUCAGCUAUGUAACUAUGUAAACCCUUUAAAAAUCCAAGUGAAACCCAGAGUAUUGCAGCAAUUCAAACCCAUCUGAAUUACAGAUUGCCUUACACAGAAAGUGUAAGGCUAAAACUUUGGUAUGAUUAGGUAUCACUUCCUCAUUCCAAGACUGAAUAAAAAGCAGGUUGCUACACAUCAACUAAACAAACGUCAUGCAUAUACUUUUAACUCCUUAAGGACCAAACUUCUGGAAUAAAAGGGAAUCAUGACAUGUCACGUCAUGUGUCCUUAAGGGCUUAAACAGCCAUGUAAAGAUGACAGGGCUAAACAAAACCUGUACAUUUGGUUUUCAAAUGGUUACUUUGCAUUAUUAAAAUACAGUUCUCAAGGCGUGCACUGUGUAUUGGUGGUGAUUGAUUUGCAGGAGGUUUUUUUUUUUUUGCAUGUCUGCUGGGAAGAUAAGGGUUAACUGAAGUGAGCAGAUCUUUCUGUGCACUGAAUGUAAUGAAUGCUUACCCUUGCAUAUCUGUACAGGGUGUGGAACCCACUAUGUACCUUGGUCAGAGGGAAUGCUUCUAAAGGUGGAAACUUUGGAACAUCUAUUUACAGUAAUGUUUUCUUAUCAGGCAGACUGCAGACCACUGGACAGAGUGCCUUGUGGAAUGCAAAUAUAGCUGCAGCUGGAAACCAAAACAGCCUUUCAGGCUUAGACAGGCCUCGCCCACCACAUCUCAGCAUCAACGGCCCUGUCAUCAGCUAGAGAGUUGCGGGGAGGCGUGAUUUCUGUCCUGUCACAGCAGAUCAUCUCUCCGUGACCGUCAGUAUUCACUCAGUAAGGACUAGGCGGGUAUGCAUGCUUAUCGGUUCAUCCAUCUAUCUCUUUACUUGGGCUAAGAUCUUCCUGUUCUAUGAUCUGAUCCCUGAUAUAACUUUCUACAAGCCAAGGAUCGCUGCAUUCUAAUGGAAUCAACACUGCAGUGUUCUCUAAUAACAUUUCAGGAUUCACCUCCUGUGUCUUGCUUUUACCCUAAAUCCAUGUCAAUUGAUAACCCUCUCCUGUGUUCUCAUUACUAUAUGCUGUAUCACUGUGAUCUCUCCUAGAAUCAAGCUGUAUGACUACUACAUAAUCUUAGUGAUCUCAGAUAUAACCUUGCUGUUUGACUGUUCAACGUAUCUCUCUACUGCUGUCACCUGUUUAGUGAGUCUAAUAUAACCCCGGUGUUCUCUCUUCUGCCUUAACAGAUCGUUUUCUGCUUGCAGGCAGGGGGAGGGUCUCCUUUACUGACUGGUGUUUAGAGGAAAUUUGUCACCCACACAGGAAGCCAUUGGAAGGAGUACAAGACAGAGAAUACUCUUCUAUAUCACUACAAGGUACUGACAUUUUAAACCCAUUGCUUUAUAAUGCUUGUUUAACAUCAAUGAUUAUAUAGUUUGGAGAUUAGAACGAGCAGUGUGACUUUGUAAGGUCAUUUUAUAGCAUGAAUUUUUUUGUACAUGUGAACUUGUUUGUAGUCGAUAAAAAUAUAUAUUUUUUUGUUUAAAGACAAGUCUGACAACACUUAUGGAGUUAACUGGUUGCAAAGCAGCUCAAUGGCAGUUAAGUAGUUAAUACUGCUCAUGGUUUUGUGAUUUGCGGUAAUAAAAAUGACAUUAUUUGCUAACGUGAUCUAAUUUCCUGUCGGGAGAGGGCUUGAGCUCUUAGAGAAUGAGAAUCUGUGUUGUUGUGGUUUGCAAUGAACAGUAGAUGAUGGGAAAAAAAAAACAGAAAAUAAAUGUAAUUCCAAUCCUACCCUGAUGAUACUCAAGGGAUAUGUUUUGCCUUCACUUUACACAUGACGAGUUGCAAGAUUUUGUUUCCUUAAAAUAUACACAAUAGAUCUAUUUUUAAAUUAUGUUUUUGUCUCCCCUUACCACUUUAUGGAUAAGAUUAAACACCGCAUCCUGUUCCUGGCCCUUUGUGCCUUUUUUUUAAAACCUAUUCCGUUACGUAACCCCUGAUUUUUCAACCGAUGGCGAACCCCGCUUUUUGCUAUAUAGGAUAUUUUUAAAAAUGAAGUAGGGGUGUUUUGGAAAGAUGCGUGUGGUGCUGGUGUUUGUGUGUUUAUAGAUAAGUUUUUAAAUUGGUGAGAAAAAGGGUAAUCAGUGAUUACAACAAUGAGAUAUUUAGUGGUCAUAGGUGUUAACACUUCAGUUUUGAGGUGCAGCUCAGUCAGUGCACACCCUGAGGGUUUCAGUGUUGUCAUUAACACAUCCCAUGUCCUAUAUAAAACCCAGUCACAAACUAGUGCACUAUUCGAAUGCCUCUAUGCAGGCGGUUUAAAAUGUUGCCCAAAAAAUGGUCUUAACACUUUCCAAACAAUUGGUUAUCUUUAUUGCCUUAUGUGUACAAAGCAUAGCAUUCUCUCUUUAUAUGAGAUAAGGUGCUAUAAAGUGUUCAUUAAAAACUUAUAAAAGGCCUAUCAAUUUCUAUCUACCCUUGUAUUUAUAGCUGUGUUUUAUAUUUACUCAGAAUCUUCAGUAUUAGGUUUACUCUAGGCUAAAGAUAGCUGCAAUAGUCUUAAUUAUUAAUUGGUGUUUGCCUUUUAAAUGCUCUAACCAAUGCUGUGUGCUGCCAUGUACAUAGUGCAGCUAGCUAACUUUAGUUUUUUUUUUUGUUCUAUUAAUGGGAAUAGUUUAGUUCAGUCAUGUCCAAAGUCCGGCCCACGUUCCGUUUUAAUACGGGUAGUCUGGCUAAUCUACUUGUUGUGGCCCCGAGCGUUGCUCAGGACCCCUGGAAUCUCUGGAUCUUUGAACACCGCGGUCCUGAACAGUGCUCAGGGAUUCACUGGGGGCCAAGAGAUCGCGAGAACGCAGACGGACGUGCAGUGACCUCAGUCUGCGUUCUCGGGAUCUCUUGGACGUCACGGGAUCUCGUGGACGUCAUGAGAUUCUGAGGAUUUGGUUCCUUCUCCCUGCUGGGAUAGAAAAACAAGGGAAGGUACAGAAUAAGGACAUGAUAAAGAGAGAGAAGAGACAGAAUAAAGAGAUGAAAUGAAAAGUAUGCCAUUUGCAAUAAACUUUGCAUAAAAAAUUUAAUUUACAUUAAAUUUUAAUGGUUCAAAGAAUGUCAGGCAAAAUGGUUGGCCCUCACAUAUGUUCACUUAAUCAGAUCUGGCCCUCUUUGAAAAAAGUUUGGACACCCCUGGUUUAGUUGAAUCAGUGGAACUGUUUUUAUGAAAUAAUCGGAUGUAAAUAAAGAAUUAUAAAUAAUAUAGGCAGACUUCUUUACCAGUGUUUGUUGUAUUCUGAAUUGAUCCAGUUACUGCUUUUUUAUAAAUUUUGUAUACUCUUGGGCGCUUUCAGUUGCUGAACAUCAGUAUGUAGAGGUUUUGUGGCAGCCCUGUUUAUAGAACUGUUUUAGUCAGUCCCCUGGAAUAAGGCUGCACAAAAAGUUCCCAUAGAUAAUGUCAGGAUAGUGUCAGGGUAAAAAUUGAAAAAUUCUCCAAGUCAGAUAUUUUUAACAUCAUACAUCUAGGAAUUCACUUUAAUAUCCCAACAGUUUUUACUUGAGUGAAAAACCUCAAAUAUAUGAAGUGUAUUAUAUUAUGUAGCUUGCAGUCAUGAUCACUAUGUAGUAAAUAUGAACUUUGGAAUCACUUUUAAAACACACAUCCGACUCGCUAUAAAAUAGUUUAAAGGGACUUUCCACUGACCCAAAAAAAUAAAUCAAUUAAUUAUGCAUUUUUUUCUUUGGUGUUAUAUCUAAAAACAGCUUGCAAAAGCUGCAGUUCUCUUGUCUGUUGGCUUUGCAAGCCCCCUUCUUCCCCAUCCCGCUUUGUGGGACUUCAAGGCAGGUUCUCUGAGCAAUUGCCUGCCUCUUGAGUUUAGCUCCACUGAGCUAAUAAGAAACCAGGGAAUAAUAUGACUAGUUGUUUGAAGUACAAGGUUACUGUUAGUGUGUGUGCGUUUUUUUUUUUUGUUUUUUUUUGUUUGUUUUUUUGUUAGUUAGUUAUAGAAUAAGAGAGGGGAGCAGGUUUUAUUUUUUGUUAUUUUUUUUUUUUUGUGGCCAGGGAUGAGGCAUUGAGCAUUCCCUGGUGGUCCUGUAGAGGUACUCGAGCCUUCACUCAGCAGAGGUGAAGGCUUUCAUGCGAACCCCAGCACUGUGUGGUGUCAGAGCAUUGCCUUAUUAACCUGGGGCUCGCAAAAAUUAGAGGACCUGCCUCUGAAGGGGAAGUCAGAAGGCUUACUGCAUCCCACUUGCUGCGUAAACCUUCCAAUGCACGGGGAGGGAGAUCUUUGAUCUCCUAAGUUGGAGAGCAUUGAGCAGUGACCCUGCAGGGGCAUGAUCUGUACACCAAAGCUGUUUUAUAAAGCUAAAAUUGUUUUGGUGCCCUUUAAAACAGUAUCAGGAAUUAUUAGGAAUUCAAACUGAAUAUCAACUAACGUUUGCAGUAGCUGACCUUUUCCAGUUUUUCAAGUAUUUUGGCCAAAAAUGGUUACUUCAACCAACAAUAACAAAAAACAGAGUGUUAAUAAAAUACUAUUUUGGUUAGAGUAUCUCUUCCUAUCAUGGUCCCUCCCCCUCCCCCCCAGCCUAGUGAUAACUUCACUGGCCACUCCUCAGAUGGCUACUAGAGGUGCUUCCUCGGGCAGUGCUGCACAUUCAGUGUCUCCACCCUCUGCAUGCAGACACUAUAUACGUUCCUCAUGCAUAUGCAUUGAUGUUGAUUGGCCAAGGCUGUUUUUGACUUGUGCUGCCUCCUUGACGGUCUCAGACAAUCCUAUGGGGAAGCAUCGUGAUUGGCUCAGACCACCAUUUCUGAUGAUGUCAGAGGCAGAUUGAGCAGCUGCAGACUUGAAUACAAGUAAGAUUUUACUAUAUUUAGGGAGGCGGGGGAGGGGGGUUAGAUGCUAGUUUUUUAUCACUAUAGGGUCAGGAAUACAUGUUUGUGUUCCUGAAACAAUAGUGUUCCCUUAACUUACUUGCAUUUUGACUAUCAUAAGAUACAGAGUCCAUUUUAUUCUCUACAUGCAAUGAUACAUUACAUCUUUGCAUGACAAAAACUCUUUAAAGGGACACUCCCAUAACAACUUCAAGGAACACACUGACAUCAAUACUGAUGAUCUCAGCCAAUCCACUCCAUUCCCAGAGGGAAGCAUUAGGGGGGGUUGGCUAGUGCGCAUUCUGUCACACUGCCAAUCAGCAUCUUAGAUGCAUUGACUUAAUAGGGAGCGUUCAGCAGAGAUACCAAACGUAAAUUCUCAAAGGUUGCAGAUCGGACAAGGAAGCCACACUAGUGGCUAUCUGAGUGACAACCACUAGAGGUGGCAUUGGGCAGCAAUGUUAACACUGCCUUUUCUCAGUCAGUAAAGUACAUUAAGCUGUAGUUCUAUUGGUGCUCAGUGUUCCUUUAACACCUUAAGGACCAAACUUCUGGAAUAAAAGGGGAAUCAUGACAUGUCACACAUGUCAUGUGCCCUUAAAGGGUUAAGUUUUAUGGGGAUAAGAAUGUCCAUGGAACUUUCUAAUGUUCAGCGGUUAAACCGUUUGGCAACAUUUUAACCCCAAAGUCAUGGCUCAAGUGCUUUUGCAUCCCAGCUUCCAUUCCUCUCACCAGUGCGGUACGAAAAAGGGUUAUCUGGGCAGCCACAAAUAAGUAAAGACAAAGGCCUCUGCGCAGGCCGAAACGCUGAUGCUUUUUCUGUUCUAAUAAAGCUGCCAUCUGUGAUAUCCGCAGUGCCUGAACCUGAUUUAUUUUUGUCUACUGAUAAGCUAAGAGCAUCAGCUGACAAUGAUCUCCCAUUGAUAGGAUGAGAGUGUAUGCUGAUGCUCUGUCUAUCACUGCCACCCGAGUAACCCUUCCACAUACUGCUCUGCAGAGAGGAAUGGGAACCCAAAAGCUGAAGCCCCAACUUUAGCGUUAAAAUUAUGCCAAAAAGUUUAACCACUGAAAGCAAGAAUAUGCUAGACUCCUGCCCCAUAACAGUUUAUUUAAAUGGAAAAAAACUACAGCUUAAUGUAGUGUCUGUAGCAUGUCCCUGCAGUGUAAACACUGCCUUUUCAGACGGCCAAUAGAGGUGCUUCCUAUUUCAGUGCAGCACCUGCAUUCAGCAUCUCCAUGCUCUGCAUGCAGACGCUGAACGUGAUCCAUUGAUUCAGUGAUUGUCAUGGUGUGGCGCAGAGUUUUCCUAAAUAAUAGGUUUAAAGCUAUAGUGUCAGGAAUACAGGUCUGUGUUCCUGACAUUAUAGUGUUCAUUCAAUAAACUUAAGUUAAGGGGGUAAGAGUGUUUCUUUAGGUAUUUUCAUUAAGCUUCAGAAGUAGCACAUACCUCCCAGGUGUUCUUGAUAUGAUAGGACAGUUCUAUGUUCUGCUGCCCUGUUAAUUGUCUGGUAACCAUCACCCAGUACAGCUUCCAAGAUUACAAAAUAAUAUGUCUUUAAAUACACACGAGCACAUACAUGGCUAUACCAUAUACCCCAGAGAUAGAAGAUAACUUUAUUUAACAUAAUUUAAGGAUUACAUGGGGUGGUGUGUAGCUCUAUAACAUGGCUGUAUAAUAGCAUAUACAAACAUGGCAGUGAGCCCUGUGCUCAAGCUUCCACUAGUUUUAGGUAGCAGCAAAAGCUACAGUAUUCAUUAUAUUCAAUAUAUAUAGAAAACCAAAAAGUGAUUACCUGCUCACUAUCCCAAAUCCCUAUGCUCAUUUAAAUAGCAGAGAUUUUUAGUACCACUGCAGUGGUCAUUAAGUGUAAGCUCACCUGCCAGCCUUUUAGCUGAAACUAGCAAAGUGAACACCAGUUUGCCUUUGCGUGUUUUAUUUUAUCAAAAAUAAAUCGAUUUCUACCAAUCCAUGGAGAAAUUCAAUCAUACUAGAGAAACCAAUAGAAUGUUUGUUUAUUUCGAUUGCUUCACAUGUAGCAUAUCGCAGCAGAAUUGUUCGAGCUCUGUAUUGCUAAAUAUGGCUUUUAGUCUUUUAUUGUUUGUUUUUUAUUUACUUGGGACUUUUAUUUUUAGUAUUGUAAUAGCAGUUUUGGAACUACAGAGAUGUGCUUUUGGAUGCCUUUCUAUGUAAUUAUGUUGAUUCCACAACAGAGCAUGUGUCUUGGGAGUUCAGCAUGAAAUUCUGUAUUUAGAUGUGGCUAACUGUCCUGACUAAGCCAAUGCUUUACUUUAAAUGAAAAGGUUUUGCUGGUUAUUUUUGGGACAUAUUCUCCAUCUGGUAUGAAUUGCUACAUGUUCUUUACUUUGAGUGAAAAAACAUUACUUGUAAUUUUAAUUCUCAUAAUGCAUAAUUUUCACUGAAGCAUGAUUAAGAUUUGCUUCAUGUAUCUAUGAAGAGCAAAUAGUGUACUACACAUUUUAAAAUGUCUUUGCAUCUAUCAAUAAGCAGAUCCAUUCAAUUGUGAUGGACAUGCAGUAGUUAAUGCCUCUAUCAGAAUUUGAAUACUGCUUAUAGAUUGAGAUUGCCAGAUAUUUACAUAUUGGUCUACAGUUGUACAAUAUUUUUUGUGGAAUCCAAUAUACAGAAAAUGCAUUAUCAUAAGUAUUCCAACUUUCCGCUAUAAUUGUAGAUUAUGCUAACUUUAGUGUACCGAUAAUCUUAAUUUUAUUAAUGACAGGAGGCGAGUAUUUGCUUAAGUCUUUCUUUACUUAAGCUUCACAGCAGCACUUUUUUACUUAGUAACAGGGUAACCAAUCAGAAAAAGAGAUAACAAGGUAUAAGAGUCCCUCCCUGUGAUGUCACUUCCUCUUUCUGGCUGCGAACAAAUAGGAACAGGAACUGCAACUGAACCGGAUGAGGAAUUCAGGAUGCCAGAUGAGAAAGCAAAUGCUAGAGAGGGAACAGGAACGUAAGCAUUCUUAGUCUUCUUAGAGAGCUGAGGUGAUGCUUGAGAUGGAACGGCAACUGAACUUGUCUUCAUGAGGGGUUUUAUGCUGAAACGAGAAAGCAGAGUCGAAACCAAGGAUUAAUCCGAGAAUUGGACUUAUAAAAUAUGACAUUCGGUAUUUAGAAAAUCCUACGAAGUGUAAACUAUCAACCCUUAGCCCCCCCACGGUAGAGGUACAUAGAGUAUGUAUUUAGUCUAGAUUAACUUACCUAGAUAGGUGACCUUAGGGGGGGAAAAAGAACGAGAGUGAAGGGUGGGAAAUACUCGCCUCCUGUCAUUAAUAAAAUUAAGAUUAUCGGUACACUAAAGUUAGCAUAAUCUACAAUUUUGUAACAUGACAGGAGGCUUCGUAUUUGCUGUUUUAACGCUCCCCAAGAAGGGCUAAGGAAGCGUGCACAGCCGGACGAAAAUAGAAGUUGCGGAAAGUCUGUUCCCGGGACCAGUCUGCUGAGUGGAGAAUGUCCCGAAGUGAGGCUCCAGCGCUGAAAGCUCCCGAUGCCACCGCUCCCCUGAUGGAGUGGGCUCCGAAGGAGGCCUCAAUCCCAGCAAGGGAGAGUAACCACCUAACCCAUCGGGCAAGGGUUAUGGUUGACACCGGAUUAUGUGGUCGGACGUAGGAGAUCAAUAGUUGGCUGGAGGAGGUUGAACGAAGAGAGGAGGUGAGUAGUAAAUAACGAGAGAGAAGUGAUACCACACACAAUUUUGGAUGGUUAGGGAAAUAAGGGUAAAACACCGAAGAAGAGUUUGAUUUUGUCCGUCUGGACACGGAAAAGGUGACACCUUCGGGGGAAAAAUUGAUAGCGUCAUGGUCAAAUGCUCGAACAUCCGACACUCGUCGGAAGGAUACUAAGCAGAGUAGCAGGGUGAAUUUUGCAGAGAGUUGACGGAGGGUUAGAUCUUCGUUGUUCGGCCAGGUUUCAAGGAAACGAAUCAUGACAUUAACAUCCCAUAGAUGGGAGUAUUUUGGUGUUGGGGGGCGAGCCAGUUUGAUGCCCCUCAAUAGUCUGCAAACCAGCGGGUCCUGGCCCGCUGGAAUUCCGUGUAGAGGGACAUGGGCUGCCGAGAUUGCUGACCGGGCCACGUUGAUGGACCGGUAUGUACGGCCUAAGUCGAAUAGGUGCGAGAGAAAAUUCAGUAUGAACUGUCUAGGGGCUGUAAGGGGAUCGGUAUUCCGUUCCAUGCACCAAUUGCACCAAGUAUUCCAGGAAGAAAGGUAGCAUCUUCUGGUUCCAGGAGCCCAGGAAUCCCAGAGAAGUUCUUUAGAUCUCUGCGAUAAUUCUCCGAAAUUCCAGGAUCCCCUGAAAGAGUCCAAGCCACUAAUUGGAGAUGACCUUGGAUUAUCAUCGGAUGAGGGUUUCCUUGAGGGUCCUCUAACAGGUUGGGCCAUAGAGGUAGAAGGAGGGGAUGUUGGCAGGAGAGGUCCAGAAGAUCUGGGAACCAUGCUUGGCCCUGCCAGAGUGGGGUGAGUAGUAUCAGUGUGACCUGUUGUCUGCGAAUCUGAAGAAGGGUUCUUGGGAUCAUCGCAAACGGAGGGAAGGCGUAGGCUCCCGUCGUCGGCCAUUUCUGAAGAAAGGCAUCUACUGCCGAACAUUCCGGGUCUGGUAGCCAGCUGAAGAAGUGUGGGACUUGAAAAUUCGUCCGGGAGGCGAAAAGGUCCAGAGUAAACGGGCCCCUGAGUUUGGAGACGUGGAGGAAGACUGACCUGUGUAAGCGCCAGUCGCUGCCGUCUCUCCAAUGUCGGGAGAACCAAUCCGCGGUGGUGUUCGUCUCCCCCGGGAGGUAUUCUGCCCGGAGUGUUAUGUUGCGCUGGAAGCAAAAAUUGUAGAUGUCCUUUGUCACCUCGGACAGGGUGUGAGAUCUGGCCCCGCCCAAUUUGUUGAUGUAUUGAACGGCCGAGAUAUUGUUCAUUCGGAGGAGAAUACAACAGUCUGAGAGGUGAUUGGCCAGACUGCGGAUUGCAAACGAUCCUGCGAUUAAUUCCAGACAGUUGAUGUGGAGAGAGUGUUCUGCAUCGGUCCAUGGUCCCCCGGUGGAAGCUGUAUGACAAGUUGCGCCCCAGCCUUGGAGGCUCGCGUCUGAUUCCACCACAAAGUCCAGAGUGGGACCAAAAAUUGCUUUGCCGUUCCAGGCAGACAUGUGGCGAAGCCACCAGUAGAGUUCCUCCCUCACCUCGGUGGUGAUCGGGACCCUUUGGUCGUAUGAUGGAUGGGUCUGGAGGAAUUGAGCCUUCAAGCGUUGCAUGGCCCGAUAAUGGAGGGGACCUGGGUAGAUUGCUUGAAUGGAGGCAGAAAGCAGGCCUAUAAUCCGAGCCAAACCUCGGAGAGGUAGAUCCACUUGACGAAGCGUCUUGCGCAGUUCCUUCCUGAUCGCGGUUAACUUGGAUUGAGGCAGGCGGAGAACACAGGUGGAGGAGUCGAUCUCGAAGCCGAGAAACUGUAUGAUUUGGGAUGGAGUCAGCGAGGAUUUGUCCUUGUUGAUGACGAAUCCCAAGGAUUCUAUCAAUGAGGAUGUGUAGUUCGUCUGUGAUUGCAGCCUGGAGGUGUCGUCGCAGAGUAGUAAGAGGUCGUCGAGGUAGAUUAAGCAGCGAAAACCCCUUGCUCGAAGAUGUGCGGUGACUGGCUUGAGCAGUUUGGUGAAGCACCAGGGAGCGGAACUCAGGCCGAAUGGAAGGCAGGUGAAUUGGAAGAUCCGGUGGUGCCAGGGGAAGCGGAGGAAACGUCGACUGGAUGGAUGUACUGGCACGGAGAGGUAAGCAUCCUUGAGGUCCAGUCGGGUGAACCAAUCGCCUGGUCGGAGAAUGUCUCUGAGGAGAUGUAUCCCUUCCAUUUUGAAAUGCCGGUAUAUCACGAAGGUAUUCAAUUGGCGAAGGUUGAUUACCGGGCGGAAUUCUCCCGAUUUCUUUUUGACCAGGAAUAUGGAACUUAGAAAGCCUUCGUCGUGUGGAGCGGGUUGAAUCGCUCCUUUUGUUAGCAAGGAACGUAGUUCUGAAUCGAGGAGGAGCCAUUGAGAUUUUGACAUUAUCGGGUAAUGGGGAGGACCUGUUUGAGUAGGGAGAGAAUAAAACUCUAUGAAAUAACCCUGAACCGUGUUUAGAACCCAUGUAUCUGAAGACAGCGUCUUCCACAUAUCCACACAAUGUAACAACCUGCCCGCAUGAGAAACCGUAGAGAGGUGAAAAGUAGGAAAUCUCACCUGUUGGGUAUCUGUAGCGUCCACGGGCUCUACCUCCUCUUCCCCUAUCUGACCUUUGGGUGUAGAAACCUCUAGAUUGAUAGUUGGGGAAGAAUGGUGAAGUGGGGGUUCGUUGGCGUUGGCUUGUAGGCCAGAAGCGGCUGACUGUACGACCCCUUGGACGGCCAGCCCUGCCAAAAACCCGAGAGGGUUGUUGGUGGAAUACUCUUCUCAUGGAUGAUUGCGCCUUGUUCAGGGUGGCGUAUAGAUUUACAUGCUUGUGUAAUUCUUUAAUAUAGGGUUCUCCAAAUAAUAGACCCUUGGCCUUGGGGCCCAACUCUUUGGUCCCCAGGUCGGCUAGUUUGGCAUCCAUACGCAGCAGCACUGCUUUUCUACGCUCGGUAGAGAGGGAUGUAUUUGCAUUGCCCAGCAGGCAAAUGGAGCGUAGUGCCCAUUCUCUGAUCACAGAUGGGUCUAAAGGGCCCUCGUUAGUGAGGGCUUCAUCAGCCAGUAGAAGGAUUCUUGCCAAGGGCCCUAGGACAUCCAACAUCUUGUCCUGGGUGAGGCGUAGGCUGCGUUCAAUGCCCUUUUUAGGGUCACGGCCAGAUCUGGCUAAAUAUGUGUAGAGCAGGGAAUCAAACUCUGGGGUCAUAGCGACCUUGUCCGGUAAGGUGGGUCUAGGGCAUUCAGCUCUUAGGCGUUUGCGGACCUCCCGGUCUAGGGGUCUCCUUAUCCAGAAAUGGAUAUAUUGUGAAAGGUGAUUUGGGAGUGACCAUUCUGAAGAUCGAGGAUAUCUGAUCUGUCAUGGGUCAAAUAGGGGUUCACCAAGCGUAUCCAGAAAGGUUUCGGGAACUGAAUCCUCCGUAGUGGGGUCUCCCGUGAUAUCUUGAGGGAGAGGUGCUUUUCUAAAAGAUGCCUCAGGCCAGUCUUCUUCGUCUUCUGAAGAGUGGCCAGCUUGCCAUUCAUCUAGAAUGGCCAAUGGGUGUGAGUCGAAAGAGUCGUCUUCCUCCUUCGACAAGGUAGGCUGUAUGGAAUGUUUUUCCUUGGCGUCCGCUUGUUUUGGGCGUUUUGCCGGUUCUUUCCCUUUGCGUUUGAGUGAUUCUGGCCCAUCCCCUUUCCAAUAUCGUUUAUUGAGUUUGGAAGGGUUCCUUCUAGUAGAAUCGGAAUCAUCCGCCUCUUCAUCAGAGUGCGGGGGCUCAGAAAUUUUGGUAUCUUUGGGCUCAAUGGGCAGCACCCGAGCCAGGGUCUUUUCUAGUGAAGCGGCAACAGCCGCGUUUAUAAUCGCUUGCAGAUUUUGGUCUUGGUUUGAAGCCUCCAUAGUAACAGUUGUUGGUACCUAUGGGGCAGAAUAGGCCAGCAUUAGAAUGUAUUUUAGGGCCGUCUUGUAUAUCAAAAGAUAUUUAAUUUCAACAGUGCAAGCUGUUAUGGGGGUCACCCAGAAACAAUAACCUCAGAGAGUGCUUAUUUAACUCGUGUAGAGGUAUGGUGGCACAGACAAAGCGGGCCAGUCAUGGGCUGUAUGGUAUAACAGCAAUCAUAAAAUACAUAGGGAUUUACCCUAGAAAAAUCACAAUAUGAAUGUGAUAAAUAUUUAUCUGUCUGGUAUUGGGGGUUGCUCCCAACAUAAAAGUAAUGAAUAGUUUAAUAUACAUUCAUAAUAUUAUUGGUAAUGUAGUACCUUUAAUUCACCACCAGGGGGAGUAGUGUAAGCGAAAAUUCUCCUGAACUGAAUUACAGAGAGAAGUAUCUCUGUGAAACACAAAUUCUGCUCUGUGGGAAAUAUUGUCUGAGAAACAUAAGUGAGUGAACUUAUAUAUGUGUAAUUUGUAAGAUUUUGUACUGCCGAUUAACAAUUAAAAUGGCCGCCGUGCGGCUAGAAUGGUCGCCGAUCGCGGCUCCAACAAAAUGGCCGCCGCGAUCUCGCGCAUGCGCACAAGGUGCAAACGGCCGUUCGGAUCUCGCGGCGAUGCGCGAGAUCCAAGAUGGCCGCAGUGCGCACUCAGGGCCGAUGGAGGCGUACUCCACAGCCCAAAAGCCCGGGAAAAACGGGGCAAAAUAUGCCGACCGCAACCCGGGCCAAUAAAGUCAGAGACACGAUAAAAAUGUAUAGAAAAACGAAACAGAACAAAAGGGACAGUACAAAAGAUACAACGGAGAAAAAUAGGCAGUAAUAGAGAGUAAGUUAAGAGAGAACUUUUGAAAGAUAGCUAAGGUGGGACAAACACCUCAGAAAUAGGAAAAUAAGUAUAUAGCUAGAGUAUGGGAAACAUAGCUGAGAAAAAUAAGGAUUAAAUAAAAAGUUAGAAUAAACAGGAUAGUGAAUAACCCACAGAAAGUAAGAGGCAGUGGCACUCUGACCUGUACUGGUGUGAAGCAGCAAAGAAAGAGGAAGUGACAUCACAGGGAGGGACUCUUAUACCUUGUUAUCUCUUUUUCUGAUUGGUUACCCUGUUACUAAGUAAAAAAGUGCUGCUGUGAAGCUUAAGUAAAGAAAGACUUAAGCAAAUACGAAGCCUCCUGUCAUGUUAUAAAAUCAUCAAUAAACAUAAUAAGUGUAUACUUUCCACUUAAUCAUUGUUGGUAUUUUAAAGGGACAUCGUCUCAAGAACCACUACAACUUAAUUUAGUGAUUCUGGUGCAAAGAGUCUGCCAUACAGUCAGACAAUUGCAAACAUUACAAUUUCAUAAUAAAGGCUGUGUUUACAUUUGUCCCUACAGACAUCUCUAGUGGCUGUCACUCUGACAGUCACUAGAGAUGCUUCCUGUUGCAGUCCUGCGAUCUUUGCAGGACCGAUAUUUGACAUCUUCAGAUGCUAAACACUAACCAAAGAGAUGCAUUGGUCAAGAUCAGAAAUGCUGAAUAGAACAGCUUAGCCAUUGCUACUCAUGCGCAGUAGUUCCCCAGUGUUUCCUUAUGGGGGAAGCAUUGAAUAGGCUUAAAACAGCGACGUUGAACAGCUUGCACGCACAUGUCUCUCUGUUGGCACACAAGUCAUAAGUGAUAGGUGUACCCAUGGGGUUUUAUGCGAACUAGAUCAAAAGCCUCUCCUGACUGGCUCUGCAUCCCUUACCUUGGAUUUGUCAUAGGCCCAGGCAGAUCUCACCAACAGCCAAUCGGUGAUGUCAAAUCUUCACUCAAACAGGCAUAUCUAGUGGGUUGCACAAGGUCAGAACUAGCUAAACCUUUCCUCUUCCUUCCCCCAUUUCUACUAAGUGAAACAGCUACCCAUCUAGGUGCCUGUUCACCAGCUGUCUUAUCUUUUCACAUUCCAUUAGAGAACUCCACUACACUCUGCUCAUUAUCAAGCCAUUGAAAAAAUAAGUGCAGAGUCCUCUGACAAUGGGAAAAGUCUAGUAAAGGUGUCUGCCAAAAUUAAUCUAUAUUUCAGUUGAAGACCUAGUAUUGUUUUUUUUUUGUGUUGCUAAGCUAAUGCUAUACACAUUAUUUUGAUCCCUUUCCAAAAAUUGUCGUUAACUACAUAAAUCUGUAAACUCAGAGAUUUGGGCGCUCCCUGGGCGGUUGGCUUUAGUUACAAAAGCAUUAUGCUAAUAUACAGACAGCCCAGGCUUGCAGAUGCAUAAGGAAGCUAUAUGAGAAAUGUAAAAAAAAAAAGCUCACAUGGUAUGAGAAAUGUUGGCCGCAAUGGUUAGAGUAGAUCUAAGGUCUCGAAAAAUCAGAAGGAAAUGUUUUGGGGGUUUUCCCCAGUCCCAAACUAUUUUAUUCCCUUGAACAUGAUCAAAAAAGCUUACUAUUUUUCUUUCUCAGAUAAUAAAUGAGGAGCACAACCAUAUAAAUAAAAAGCACUUUAUUAAUUGGGUCCAAAAAGCAGGUAUCCCAAGAUGCAUUCCAAAAAAACCUUAGCAUUCAUGUCACAAUACUCAUACAAACAAUAUACACAAUGUACUACAAUCACAAAUAUGCAUGGUAAACGGCUAGAAAUAACAAUAGUACUAUUGCAGAUACAGAAUCCUAUAGAUACCUGAAAAAGAACUGCCCAGCAAAUCAUGCAUACCAUGAAAAUGAACCCGAAAUAGUGAGAAGAGGGAGAAAAAAAAUAAAAAAUGCCCCCAACGUUUCGUCAGAAUUGCCUUUAUCAAGGGGAGCAUCCCUUUACUUAUAUUUUCUUAUGGCAUUUGCUCAUAUAUUCUUUUUUGCUCAUGUAUUAUUUUUGUUUGCUUAUAUAUUAUGGCAUUUGACUAAGUGUGCCUACAUUUUCUAUUUCAAAUUAUUAUUCUUUCUCAAACAUAACACAUUUUUCAAAAAAAGUGUUUUAAACAUUGUAAGCAUUUUGACUGAGUGAUGGAGCUAAUCUGUAGACGACUCUGAUAACUAUCCUGUUUAUGCACAAGGCAAACCUUAUAAGUUCAUACUGCUUUAGAUCAUGCUGGGUGUUGUUUGAAAUAUUUAAACUGUCUGGAUUGAAAUCCACUUUUAUACUGCUAGCACACCAUUGACCUUUAAAGCUGUAAAGCUCUAAUAGUCUGUCAGAUCAAAGCUAUAGCUUUCAUAUUUAGAGCAUUACUACCACACAUAGUUUUUGAAUCCAAUCCCUGUCAAAACGUGUCAUUUUUAUAACAAUUUCCUCCUUUUGGUUACUUUUUUAAAACUAAUUUAUCAAGAUAAUUAUUGGGGGUUUUUUGGUUUUUUUUUUUAAUGGGUUAAAUGUUUUAUAGUAGGGAAACCUGUUGGAUUGAGACCUGUAGAUUCACCACAAUAAGAUUGUAAAUUACGACUGUCCACUUUGUAUAAUUUUAUAAAUCAAGUUUACUUAUAUGUAUACUUAGGGUUACUCCAAAAGUAAUCCUUGCUGGCAUGGUUCCUUCCACACCCAGGAACCAUGCCAGCUAGAGAAGCACUGGAGACACAGGGCACAUGUGCAGCAAUUGCCACACAGAAAAACACUGAAUACGGUGCUUCUCAUGGUCAGAUUUACAUCAUAAGCACCUGUAGGCACAGAAUUCUCAAGCACCACAAUCCCCUCACCCUUUCAAACAAAAAACCUGUAUUGUUUAAAUAUAAUUAAUUUUGUUGUAUACAAAGUGUCUGUGUACAAAUAUGUGUGUGAAGUGUGUGCACAUGUGUAGCGUUGUUUGCUUAUAUCACAGUGCAUUUUAUUGUGAGUGUGUGUUUUGUAAAAGCAUUGCUAGCGGCAUGUUUAGUAGUGCCAGUGUGGGUAGCAGUAUGUGGGUGUUUGUAAAACAGUGUAGGUGUGUGUGUGUCUGUCCGUCCUGCGUGGUAGCAUGUGUGUACCUGUCUAGGAUUUCCAGUCUGGUCCCUUCUCCUGGUCAGUCCUCUUACCGCUUCCUCCAGGAGAUCAGUCUGAGGGGGUUGUUUAGGGUUUUUUUGCCUUCUUUUGGGUCAACAGUAAAAGCAGAUGUUAGAAUGGUGACCUUGAUGGACACUCUCUUUUCAGCCUACAUAACUAUUUAAUAGCAUUGCUAUUUGUAUACAUUCAGAGCCUUUCAAAUAUGAAAAAUAUUAGCUGUCAACAUAAAAAAAAAUUUUCACAUGAGAAUUUAAAUUUGACAUUGUGUCCUUUUCAGAAAUGUAUGCAACAGAUGUUUGGCUCCUAGAUUUUAUUAAUAUCAGUAGGAUUAGUUUUGAAUAAAUGUCAAUUACUUUCAGCAUUUAUAUUCCUUUUAAGAUAAAACACUUCAAAGCUGCUCUAGAACUCCCCCCAAAAUAGUAUCAUCAAAAUGUUGUAGAUUGUCAUCCCAAAAAUUGACAAUUGUUUUCUAAAAUACUGAAUAAAUAUGGUACAGAAAGAGUGACACCUCUGUUGUAAGACAUUAUUUCUUAUAUGCUCCAGAGUAUAAUGCUUAAAGGGACACUAUAGUCACCAGAACAACUUAUUUUAUAUGUUCUGGUGAGUAUAAUCAUUGCCUUCAGGCUUUUUGCAUUAAACAUUGUAUUUUCAGAGAAAAGGCAGUGUUUACAUUACAGCCUAGUGAUAACUCCACUGGCCACUCCUCAGAUGGCUACUAGAGGUGCUUCCUGGGGCAGUGCUGAUAUUAAGUGUCUCCACCCUCUGCAUGGAGACACUGCAUUUUCCUCAAAUGCCCAUUAAAAUAUUAAUUUGAGAAAAUUCUGUGAUAUUUAUAGUUUAGUUGACAAGCCUAAAAAGCACAAAACAGACAGAAAAGGGCUUCUAUGGUUAAGUAAGUCUUGCAGACAAAAUACAAAUAUAGUUAAUAAAAACCAAGAUAAGAUAUUGAUACCUUAUAUACUCAAGUAUAAUCCGACCCGAAUAUAAGCCAAGGCACCUAAUUUUACCACAAAAACACUGGAAAAACUUAUUGACUCGAGUAUAAGCCUAGGGUGGGAAAUGCAGCAGCUACUGGUAAAUGUAAAAAAUAAAAAUGCUACGUUGAUUCUGGUUUGAGAAUAGGCAAGUUCCUAUUUAAAUCAAAUUGCAAAUGUACUCAUUUGGAAAAAGCUUUCAUGCUGUUUGGAAAGCUUUCAUGCUGUUACAUGUAUUAUUAAAGGUUGCCUAGAGAGGAUGAAUACAGUUUUACCUGUUUAUGGUUGUAAGGUAAAUGACAGCUGAAAUUUUUGCCUUUAACCCAAUCCCAUGAAUAUUGUCGGGUUCUAAUUGCAGAUCUCUAAGGUGUGAGAGAGAUUGUUUGUUUCUAUUGGAGGAGACAAUACUUUGCACAGAGAUCAUGCAGUGUCUACCAAGUAAUAUGUGAUUCAGCUAAAACAAGGGUUUCUGCAUCUGGCAUGUUUAUCAAGCAUGACCUGCACUGCAGGCUCUGGAAGGGGGAAAGGGGUUAAAUCUUACCUUUUUCCAGCGCUAGGUGGAGAGCUCUCCUCCUCCGAUCCUCCUCCUCUCCUCCCCCUCUCCUCCCCGUCAGCUGAAUGCGCACGCGCGGCAAGAGCUGCGCGCGCAUUCAGCCGGUCACAUAGGAAAGCAUUCAUAAUGCUUUCCUAUGGACGCUUGCGUACUCUCACUGUGAAAAUCACAGUGAGAAGCACGCAAGCGCCUCUAGCGGCUGUCAAUAAGACAGCCGCUAGAGGAAAUAGGGGAAGGCUUAACCCAUUCAUAAACAUAGCAGUUUCUCUGAAACUGCUAUGUUUAUGAAAAAAUGGGUUAACCCUAGCUGGACCUGGCACCCAGACCACUUCAUUAAGCUGAAGUGGUCUGGGUGCCUAGAGUGGUCCUUUAAAGCCUGUUGUUAAAGGACCACUAUAGUGCCAGGAGUACUUGUUUUCCGGGCACUAUAGUGCCCUGAGGGUGCCCCCACCCUCAGGGUCCCCCUCCCGCCUGGCCCUGGGGAGAGGAAAGGGGUUAAAACGUACCUUUUUCCAGCGCUGGGCGGGAGCUCUCCUCCUCCGAUCCUCCUCCUGGGCUGAAUGCGCACGCGCGGCAAGAGCUGCGCGCGCAUUCAGCCGGUCACAUAGGAAAGCAUUCAUAAUGCUUUCCUAUGGACGCUAGUGCCUCUAGUGGCUAUCAAUGAGACAGCCACUAGAGGAUUAGGGGGAAGGCUUAACCCAUUGAUAAACAUAGCAGUUUCAGAGAAACUGCUGUUUAUGAAAAAAUGAGUUAACCCUAGCUGGACCAGGCACCCAGACCACCUCAUUAAGCUGAAGUGGUCUGGGUGCCUAGAGUGGUCCUUUAACGUGUAUAAAACCAAACUGUCUGUACCGGUAGUAUCCAAGGUAUAUCAAGCAUGAAUAUUUAAUAAGGGUAAACAAGAUUAUCUGACAACUAAAACACUAACUUUCCAAUUAGCCACCCAAACACAGAGUUAUUCAUUAAAGUGAAAAUUGUCAGUAAUUCAAAAUGAAUUUAAAAUUAAAGGACAAAAUAGGCAAACAGGAAAACAUCUCCAAUUAAUGCUGCUGUUUUGGCUACUUCUCCUAUAUGUAAAUCUGGACAGGUAAGCGGAGUUUGGUGGGAAGCGUCACCAUGUCACUACCAAUGCCCAUCAUGGAUCGGGGCGUUCGGGAGAGGAGGUGUCUUAAAAGGGGUCCGCCCUCCACCUGACAAGCAUCCUAGAUGGCCCGCAGCUAUCAGGACCAUACAGGAAACGCUCCCUUCAUUGUUCUAGUGCCUGCUGCACAGCGUGAACACAAAUAAUGAUACACUCACACUGUGCUGACCAGGGACAGUUUCCUAAAUUCUCCAGAUGCGGGACACCACCCCAAAAUCGCUACUGUCUCAACAAAGUCAGGACAGUUAGGAGGCAUGCUUUAGUGCUGAACAGGUAGCUUAUAUUUUCGGUAACACUGUGAACUCAUAAACUCUGCAGCCAACAAUAGAAUUGAUCUGUAGGCAUAACAAGUUAAUGUGUUACUGAAAUGGAAUGGUCUGUACAUGUUCUCAAGAGAAUGUUAGACUGACCUGCGAUACGGUUGUUAUUUUUCAAGUACCCGCCGACAGCCUUGGUGAUGAUGAUUGUAAAGGGAAUUUUUGGAUGGCUAAUAAAAAAGAAUCAAGUUUUUAGUACAAGUGAGAUGCUCAAAGAAAGUAAAAAUAUCUUUCCUGGUUUUCUUUCCCCUCGCGAUUUUUUUUUUAACAUGUAGUGGUUGUAUAGCAGUCACAAAAUGGGCCAGACAAAACAAGUUUAGAGGCUUUAGGAUUGUAUUUAUUUGUUUAUUCAUUGAGACAUACAGGGUCAGUUCUCAAUAUUUUCUGCCUCAACACAUAGUAUAAUGUAUAAUAAAAUGAACAUGUAAUCUUGGAGACAUCACUAUACUUUGACCAGAUUGGAGACAAAUUAUAUUUGUGAAGGGGCAAGGAUGUGUUUUAUGGCAAAAAACGAUCAAGAAAAUGUGCAAAAGAUGUGCACUAGUGCCCUAGUCUUCACACAGGUGCUAAAACAGAGAUGUCCAAAGGGUGUAAGGUUACAGGUAUUUUCAAGAUACAACAUUCAUGAUGAAAUUCUACAUUCUAUCUGUUGGGCACGCCUUGCAUAACAUCUUUUGUUUUAAAGGCGUGUACAUACACAAAUGCAAAUAUUUGUAUUUAUAAAAGAAAAAAAACAAUAUUAAGCUAGUUGUUAGGCUACUAAAGCAAAAACCUAAAUUUUUUUUUUAUUUUUUUUUAUUUGGUAAAAAAAUAGUUUUUCAUGCAUAUGUUAUCCGUUUGACUUUUGUUUAAACCCAGCAUCCAAAGACCGUGCCUUCUAACAGUAGCAUGUUUUUUUUAACGAAGCAUGGAUUUUUUGAAUUGCAAAACAUAGGCCAGAAUAGUGGAACUAGGAUAGCUGUCUUGGAGGUGUAAAAAAAUAAAUAAAUAAUAUUAUCUUAUUCAUAUGACUAUGUUAUAACCAAAAGAGGUUAACAUGCUUAAAAUAACACCCUGGGCACCAUAACAACGACAUCCCAAAGUCUUGAAUAUGGUGCCCGUCAUCUCUUCCCACAGACAUCUGCUGCAGUCUGAGGCUUGGAACAGGAAAGCUUCAGACUAAGCCUAUCUGCAGCUCCCCAUACACAAAAUGGUGUGAGAAAAAUAUGUAUGUUUCACACCCCAUUUUGUGAAUGCGGAUCUACUGAUAGGCUGAGAGCAUCAGGCGAUUAGUGGCACCUUUUAUAUGAGACUUGCUGUUUUAAGCCCUAAACUGCAGCUAAUGUUCAUGGUAAGAGCUAACAGAUGGUUUACAUUUUAACCCCUUGAAGUAAACAGACGUCCCAGGGAACCCCCUUUAUUCCAAAGUUACUUUAACUGUUUAAAAACACACAUAAAAUCCUGCCCACAACUGGCUCAGUAGUAGACCCUAGUGAAUAAGGGUGGUAAUUCCAGCCUGGACUAGCUCGUUAAUGCAGGAUACAGGCUCAACAUCUCUUUUCUAUCUGCAGCUUUGAAGGUUGAUACAAAGAUCUGUAAUGGACAGUAUUUAGUCAAAAGCCCAGAAAUGUCUAUAAACUGUCUCUGAAAGAUUCAGUCGCUGACCGUUGACUAUGGUGCUGUGUGAGACCCUGUCACACUAAUUAUGGUACCGGCAGCCAUAAAAGAGGCAGGAGAUUCUGUGGUCUGUUGGUGUUGGUCCCGAGUCCCUUCAACCCCACCCUACAUAGCACAGGAUGGAUAACCUUAGUUACAGCAACUUUUCCAGGAGCAGAUUCUGAAGCAAUAAUGACCAGGAGGAUUUUACAAAAAAUAAUUCCACUGUAAACUUUUUUAAUUUUCCCAAAAAUAUUUUUAAAAGUAUGUGCUUUGUUUUUGUGUGUGGUUGUAUACCCUUAUUUUUUUAUAAACAUCUGAAUUAAACCAUCAUUUUUUGUAGUUUGAAAACAGAAUGGCUUAAAACAUGUUCAGGAAAAUUGAUAUAGUUCAAUCCUUCUUGCGGCUUUACUGUGAUACAUUUAUAUACCUUCAUACACAAUAUCGUGGGGCAUUGUAAUCCGUACAGAAUAUACCUCUGUUUUAUUGCUGUUGAAAUCUAUAUACACGCACCACACCUUGCUGCAAGUUUUAUCACUUUAAAGAACUGUAUUACUCCGCCACAUGUCUCACUUUUUUUUAGGGUAUCGGCAUUUCCAUAAGCAAUUUCGAAAGUUGUUUUUUGCUAGAUGGCACAUGAGCCAUUUUGAUAUAUAAAAGAGGGGUGGAAGAGACACUUUUUGAUAAAAAUUGAAACGUAGACAACUUGAACCAUGUAGACAACACAAUGCUAUUCUGGCAGACGUCUAAAGCAGGGAUGAGAGGCCAAGUCAUGGCAUAUGUUUCUAAUUAUAAAAAAACAAUGGAAUCAUGAAUAUAACAAACUUUAUGGAUUUUGCAAAUGCUCAUCUAGCAUAUACAGCCGCACCGACUAAAAAAAAAAAAUACUUGGAGGCAAAACAACUUUUAAAUCACUUCUUAUUGAAAAAAAUUAUUAUUAUCCAGUAUUUAUAUUUUUUGCUGGGGUUGGAGAAUGAUCACGUUAAUUAUGCAUUUAGCACAAUUCAAACCAGGUUAGGAGAGAAGUUGUGUUCUGAAGGAAGGCAUGUUUAGGAGAGAAGCUGUGUUGUGAAGGAGGGCCUGUUUAGGAGUGAAGCUGUGUUGUGAUUAGGGCCUGUUUAGGAGUGAAGCUGUGUUGUGAUUAGAGCCUACUUAGGAGAGAAGCUGUGUUUGUGAAAGAGAUCCUGUUGAGGAGAGACACUGUCUUGUAAAGAAGGGCCUGUUUAGGAGUAAAGCUUUGUUGUGAAGGAGGGCCUGUUUAGGAGUGAUGCUGUGUUGUUUAGGAAGGUCUGUUGAGGAGAGAUGCUGUAUUUAUUUUAAAGGAGAGCCUGUUUUGGAGUGACGCUGUGUUGCGGAGGAGAGCCUGUUUAGGAGUGAAGCUGUGUUGUGAAGGAAGGCCUAUUUAGGAGAGAAGCUGUGUUGUGAUGCUGAGUUGUGAAGGAGGGCCUGUUUAGGAGUAAAGCCUUGCAUGAUUCAUUCAUAUUUAGCUGAUAUUGCCAUGAUUUAUAAAUGUUCUGGAGAGCGAUAGAUGAGGUGUAAUGAACAUAAUGAGUCCAUCUCCUCGGUUGGCCUGAGCCAUAGCAACAUAAUGUACCUGGUGAAAUAGAAUAGUUAUUUUGUUCUUAUUUUUUCCAAGCAGUGUACAGAAAUGUCUAACAUCCUUCAAGAACUGCUGAGAGCGUCAGAGAAAGCUGCGUGCAUUGCCCGCGCAUGUCGACAGGAGGAAACACUGUUUCAGCUUUUGAUUGAAGAAAAAAAAGAAGGGGAAAAGAAUAAAAAGUUUCUCACAGAUUUCAAAACGCUUGCGGAUGUCUUGGUCCAGGAAGUUAUAAAACAUGACAUAGGAAGAAAGGUAAAUUGGAACAUCAAUCCUUGUUUUGGUAAAUAUUUUAUGCUUUUUUAGAUGGCCUGCAUUUGUCUAGCUACAAAGCUUUAAGAAGUUCUUCUUUGCUAAUUAUUAUCUGAAUAUGGUUCAUUGCACAUAGUUUACUGCUGGAACAAAUCUGAUAUAAAGCAAUAUAAAUAGCUUUGUUCCAUCAGAUCUUUCCCUCUUCCCUUAUCUCUUCAAUCCAUAGAUACUCUUAUCUCACUCAUAGUUCAUCUUCUGCUUCUCCCCGUGUCUGUGUGUGUGUCUCUCUCUCUCUCUCUCUCUCUCUUUCUUUCUUUCUCUCUUUCUCUCUUUCUCUCUUUCUCUCUUUCUCUCUUUCUCUCUUUCUCUCUUUCUCUCUUUCUCUCUUUCUCUCUUUCUCUCUUUCUCUCUUUCUCUCUUGAAUAAAAUUCAGAGAAUUAAUCUGAGCUCUAAGUAGACUAUGACUGCUUUUAUCUCCAAAUACUCGACCGCAUGUCCUCUUAAUUCUGCCCAUUUCUAAUAUUUCCAUCUCUAAGAUUGCUCCAGUGCUGCACCUCCUGUAAUUCUUUACAACGCCCUGUUAGACACUUGCUCAUCAUCCACAGCUUUAAUCUUCCCUGAAAACUUACCUAUUCAGAGAAGCUUACGCAUCCAUGAGUUUUUUUUAAAGUUAAAAGGUUACUCCAAGCACCAUGACCACUUCAAUGUUUUCAAGUGGCCAUGGUGAUUGCAGUCUGCAUGUGCAGUGUUUCAAUUUGAAACACUAUACAUGCAGAGAAAUGGUACAUUGCAGCCAGAAGUGUAACUCCAUCUCCAAGUAAUGACCAAUCAAGGAACUUACGCUAGCUAUUACCUUAGGGCUAUGGCCCCUGUAAUAGACCUUGGUGCAGGACUGGGAAAAGGCUCAGUUCGUGCCUUUUGGAAUCACCAGGUUCGGUAUAUGAGAUGUACCGAACGGAUUAUGUUUGCUGUGUUCGUGUGCCGAACAAACUACCGAAUGAGAGAACACAUGGAAGUGGAGUGUGUCACUUGUUAACCUUAUUGACCUCGUUAACUGCAAUAUUCUAAACAGUCGGCAGGGUGGCCGCCAUUUGUAUGGAUGAACACGAGGUGGCAGCCAUCUUAUUCCCGUGAACGCGUACAGCGGUGUUUGGUCGUCGAGUGUAUGGAACUAUAAUCGGGCACUCGACGGUGCAAACAAAGCUGGAACUUCCACCACUAAGUAUAUUCGGCUGGAUUCGUAUGAGAAGAGCGGCGUUCGGUGGGAACAAACUCCUGAACGAGGGACAAAAGGCAAGCCCACGUACGAACAGUUCUGUUCGGUAUAUUGCUGUAUUGUGAACUCCCGAAAGAGACCGAUCGCACAGCCUGAUUUCAUGGAACUCUUUUGGGCAGGAGCCUCGUGUGCGGUAGGUCAAAUUAUGACCUCCAUGAAAAUACUGAACCCCCUGAACCGAUCUGGGUAGUUCUUGUAUAUGUUGGUCCCCCAGAUCGGGGCUCUCAAGGGGGGACUUUUGUGGGGUUUCCAUGUGUUUUGGGGGUACUUUCAGGAGGUUGUUAAAAUGUAUGUUUUCUGUGCCUGGAGAUAAUUAAGUUGCUUUAUAAAAGCACAUUUUGCAAAGAGGGCCUCGCUCACCAGUUCUUUGGGUUUUCUUUCUUUUUUUUAUGUUGUUAUAUUAAAAUGAAUUUUCUUUCAUUACGCCUCACAAUAAACAGAAAAGGAAAGCCCUAGGACCACUUUCUUUUUCUGUUUAAUACUAAGGGUUACCCCCGUCUGGAUAUCCUCAGGACACACACUAUAGCCCCUGUACACUAGAGGGGCAGAUCCUGCUUUUUUUUACGCCUCACAAUGCAACAUAUUUUAACUCUUGAUUCAUGGUUUUAUUUUUUUCAGUUUCCAGGGUUGGAAAAAAACAUUGCAGGAGAAGAAUCAAAUGAAUUUACAAAUGAAUUAGGUAAGUAAUAUACUAUACAAGCUUUUGAAAAAUCUGCUUGUAAAGUGGCGUAUUAUUAUAAAUUACCAUAUUAUUCCAUUUAUUUAUUUUGCAUACAUUUCUUCAAUUUUUGUAAAAAUAAUUUUUUUCAAUAAAGGGGUACAGAAAGUAAGAAGGGGGGAGCAAUGUAAUAUGUAACUCUUUACUCUCCUCUCUAUGUCCAGUGAGUCUCCCUUAUGUUUACGCAAAAUCCCCUUGCCCUAGGGAUGUUGAAACCCUUCCACAUGAGACCUCCAUGUGGACCAAGUCUCCUCUACAUUUAUACGCCAUUUGAGUGUCAUUCUCGCCAUAGAUUCAUAAGUAUCGUUAAGGUUUAAUUUAUUUAUAAGGUCCUGGGCAUCUGAUGCUCUUUUGAAUGUAAUGCUAUUAGGUGUCUAGCUGCUAAUAGAAUGUGGAUAGCUAGUGCCCUGGUUGGUGCUGGUAUUUCUUCUGGGAAAUGUAGCCACAACGCUAAUUUGAUAUUUCUAGUCGAUAAUGGUGAGCAUAGUCUAUGUAUCAAUUUAAAGGUUUAAUCCCAUAGUGGAGCGAUACCAGUCAAAUCCCGUUACACAUGAGACAUUGAUCCAACCUCUGUGAGGCAACACAAAUGUCAUAAACACACCCUACUUCAAGAGUGUGCAUGACUUAGUUGUGGUGGUAAAAGUUCACUAUUUGUCUGCACUAGACCGGAAAUAAUUAUAAAAUCCCACUAAACACCACCCACACUUAACCAUAAUAAUAUGAAUAUUACUAUUUUAACCCUGCCACCACCAAGACCAUUUAUAAAUGGGGUUCCUUGGUCCCCCAGGUAACUUAAUAAUAAAAACCCAUCAAGUACAACUUGGCACAAUAUUUAAGCAAUUGCAAAACACUAAUUAGUCUCUUGAGGUAAUAUGAUUCUUUACCAGACAAAGGCAGAAUAAAGAAAUAAUUAUUAUGAGCAAACAUUAGUCACAGUGCAUACAGAAAUAUAAUGACAAUCAAAUUAGUUACACCAACAACAGAUAAAAAAAACAACAAAAAGGGAUAAAAUAACAGAAGUCCUAAACACUUACUCCUUAGGUUUUCAAAGUAAAACUUCUGCCCAGGGGUCCUCUGGCAAGGAAGAUGGUGACUCACUCAAAAUUGGAUAUUGGCCCCAAGCAAGUACGAACACAUUUCAGUAUCAUUAGAUAUAUACCCUGUGGAUUACAAAGCCUGGAGGUGGAGAUAAGGUGUACCUCUAGAGACUAUAAGCUCUCCACCUGUGUUCCAGAUCAACAUCAGAAAAGGUGAAAACUCGCCUUAUUUCCAGCGCUGCCGUUAAGGCCCUGCCCCUUGGUGACAUAAUCAGUUACCGAUUUUUAGCCAAUCUAAUGAUUGGCUAAAAUCGGCAAGAGGGCGGGGCCAAAUACUUUUUUGGACAAUCAGCACCUCAUCCUAGAGAUGCAUUGAAUCAGUGCAUCUCUGAGGAAAAUUCAGCGUCCCCAAUGCAGUGCUUGGAGACGCUGAAUUGCUGCCUACUGUGCUGCACUGAGCCAGUAAGCACCUUGAGUGGCCACUUGAAGGUGUCCCUAGAAGCAAUGUAAACACUGCCUUUUCUCUGAAAAGGCAGUGUUUGCAUUAAAAUGCCUGAAGGCAAUGAUUAUACUCACCAGAACUACUACGUUAAGCUAUAGUUGUUCUGGUAACUAUAGUGUCCCUUUAAUUAUUAAUCUGUGGGUAAGUAUUAAUGUUUCUUUUGGAUAUGAUACUGGAACACAGGUUUUUUUUCUUGAAAGCUAAUUACCAUUCAUAUGAAAGAACUCCCUAUCUUUUUUUAUUUUUUUUUUCAAUUCUUUAUUUUGGGUGUGUAUGAGAGUUAUAAAAGGAACAAGAGACAUUCGUACAUUAGUCAGUUAAUGAGGUAUACAUAGCUUAGACAUGUCUUGCAAUGUGCACAUUUUUUUUUUUUUUCAUCAAAGAUCUAUGAUAUACAGAGUGAACACAAGUAAUGUAGAGCAAACAAGUUAACAAAAGCCAUGUAAUCAGUAGUUUUGUUAUGUCAAAGUGGGUGUCAUCGAGUUGGUUAACAGGCCUAAUGGUAAUUGACAUAUGUAGGUGUAUGGAGUAAUACUAGUUUCCAAUCUAGAGGAUGCUGCAUUUUCGGGGGGUUCGGUGCGUGCGGACAGCCUUGUCUACCCAGGCUGCGUGCCGGUAGGCAAGUUGAAUCAAAAGACUGGCUAUGAUGCUAAGAAGAAAUGCAGGUGAGCGCAGGUCCCCUAACGAAGGGGAAAUAAUUCCCUAUCUAAGAGGGAAUCUAGACAUAUGGCAAUUACAUUAUAUGGCAAUAUUCUAUAGUGCAGCAAUGAAUUAUGCACCCUUGCCGUGACAACCAACAUGUGGGGAAGUAUAAUUUAUGAACUUGUUCCAGAGGUAGGUGCCACCAGCAGAUACGUUUUCUUUGUGAUUAUAGCACUGGGCAACUCAUUUUAGAGUAUUCCUGUUAAAAACAGAGAUCAAAUUUGGCAAUGAUACUAAUGGAUCAAUCCAGUGAAAGGAUGAUAUCAUUAGCAAAUAAUAUUUUAUGUUCCUUAUUAUGGUCUGUGAUUCUUGUGACGUUUGGGCCGGUGCAACAUUUUUUGUGCUAAUGGUUGAAGGGACAGUACAAACAAAAGUGGUGGAAGUAAGCAGCCCUGUCUGGUACGAUUUGUGAUAAAACUGCAAUUUUUCACAUUGCAGGGUUAAAGGACCACUAUAGUGCCAGGAAAACAUACUCGUUUUCCUGGCACUAUAGUGCCCUGAGGGUGCCCCCACCCUCAGGGACCCCCUCCCGCCCGGCUCUGGAAAGGGGAAAGGGGUAAUAACUUACCUUUUUCCAGCGCUGGGCGGAGAGCUCUCCUCCUCCUCUCCGCCUCCGAUCCUCCCCGCCGGCUGAAUGCGCACGCGCGGCAAGAGCUGCGCGCGCAUUCAGCCCGUCGCAUAGGAAAGCAUUUACAAUGCUUUCCUAUGGACGCUUGCGUGCUCUCACUGUGAAAAUCACAGUGAGAAGCACGCAAGCGCCUCUAGUGGCCGUCAAUGAGACAGCCACUAGAGGAUUAGGGGGAAGGCUUAACCCAUUCAUAAUUAUAGCAGUUUCUCUGAAACUGCUAUAAUUAUGAAAAAAUGGGUUAACCCUAGCUGGACCAGGCACCCAGACCACUUCAUUAAGCUGAAGUGGUCUGGGUGCCUAGAGUGGUCCUUUAAGGGAACCGAUAUACUGCACCAUGACCACUUCAAUGUUGCGUUGUUACAUGUAUAUCCCAGCAGUGGUAGCUAUGAAUACAGGAUAAGGGAUUGAGAUGCAGGGGGCUUUGUUGGUGAUGAGGGGUCAGGCCCUCUUAAAAUGAGAAGAAAUAGGGGCUGCCCAUGCACAGAGCACUGUUGGAGUACUCUCAUGUGGGCAGAAUGCCCUGCUUCAAUUCCUGCAGAAUGAGCCCACCAUGCUUGUGCUAUACUUAUGAACAUAAAAUAUUAUACUAAGGAACAUUUCUUUGGUGUCUGAAAGGCAAACAUAAACAGGGCAUUAAUUCAGGACUGUCCUUUUGAAUCCAGGACUGUUGGAAAUUAUGUGGUCUGUAUUGUGGAAAUGUUUCUGCUGUAAUGUGAAAUGUUUGCUAGACUGAGUAAUAUGAGAACAUGUGAUAGUCCGUGUAAUCCCUGCUUUACAUUUAUUGAACUGAAUGUGCAGUUAAAGCUUUCUCUGAGCAAUGCAGUCAUCUUAUCAAAUUUUCUAGUUUGGGAAUUCUAUUAAUUGCAUGUAUUUCCAGGUCAUACUGCAAAUUCCUAUUUUACGCAAGCUUAAUUAUUAAUUAUGCGUUGGUUAUAUGAUGGCUUCAGAAACUUUUGACUCCUGCAUAUAUUGUUAGUCAUUGUAAAUGCUUCAAGAUGCGAGCGUGGCUUUUUAUUUUUUCCUUAUCUAUAGGGGAAAAGAUUAUCGUACGAGUGUGUGCAACCGAGAAAGAAACUGCUAAGCUUUUACAGAGAGUGCUUGAUAACAAUGAAGCUGCGUCUAAAGCAUUGGCACGGGCUGUCCAUGAGGACGUGCAACUGUCGGACCCGGCACUUGAUGCUGUACAUAUUAACAUUCCACAUGACAACAUAGCCAUGUGGGUGGAUCCCAUAGGUGAGAUGAAAGGGGGUUGUUUUGCAAUGAAAGUUUUUCUUUAUUGAAUUUUUUUGGAAGAUGCUCGGAGUUUGGGGCUGCUGCUGCUGCUGUUAUUAUUAUUAUUAUACAGCAGUUCAGUACAUGGGUACAAUUAGUACUAGUAAAAAGACAAAGGUACAAUACAUAUGCGACAACACAAAUUUGACAAAUACAGAAAGUGUUUGGAAUCCUCUUCCCAUUGGAAUUUACAAUCUAGAUGGUUAUUAACUAAAUGGAUUAUGUUUAACAAAGUAAAAUUAUAAAACAAAAUAAAAACACAAGGCCAUCAAGUUCCAUCUCCAAACGAUGUUCCUCUCUCAAGACUACUUACUAAACGAAGGAUUGUGGGGAAAUUCUAAGUGAAUUUCAAAUUUAAGACUGAAGUAGCCAAUGUUAAGAGGUUCUGAAAGGCUGAUUUAGCCUUAAAUUUGCAAUUUUCUUUGAAUUCCCCAUAAUUCUCUAUCUCUCUCUAGUAAAGAGACCUAUUUAUUUUGAUUGAUUCAGAAAAGGGUGAGCAUAGGAAUAUUUUUCAUGACUGUAUAGGCAGCAAAAUAGUCUCUUGACCAAUCUGGUAAUAGCAAAUCAAAUUCCCCCUUUUGUCUGAAAUAUAUCAAGCAUUCUCUUAUGCCUGCCAACCAACCAAAUCAAGCAAAAAUAAACAUUUACUUUAUUGUGGGUACUCUGUUCAUCAUUUAGGGGUCUUGGGUAACGAUAUCACCCUACAAAUUUAUUCAACUACAAAAUAGCUCUUACCUCUGGCAUUGUCAGAGGACAGGCUUGAACUGGAACACCACAGUUGUUGUUGCACUGUAAUGGCAUUUAUUCAGAUUUUCUGCUAGCCAUAGUUAUCAAACCAUUAUUUUGUGUCUCCGUAGCAUUCUGUGAAAUAAUUCUAUUUUUUUUCUUUACAGUGCAUUGCAAACAUAGUUAGAUAAUUUGACAUGAUUGAUCUUUUUCUCUCCAGACUCAACAUAUCAGUACAUUAAAGGGUCAUCUGAUAUUACCCCAAAUAAUGGGAUUUUCAUUAAAGGACUUCAAUGUGUGACCGUAUUAAUUGGAGCCUACCUAAUCGAUACUGGACUUCCAAUAAUGGGUGUAAUUAAUCAACCUUUUGCUACAAGAGAUCCUAAAACACUCCGGUAAGGAAUUCAAAACGUAAAGACAACAAUGCGGGAGUCGUAUAUAGAAUAUAAAAUGUUCAUAUCUGUUGUAUCAGCAGCAAAUGCUUUGUAGUGCAAAUGAAUUAUAAAUGUUCAAUCUUAAAUAAAAUCAAAAGAUCUGAAAUGUCUUCCAUUUUAUGGAUUGUUUGGUUUUUCAUUCUAAUCCUCGAACUGUCCAACAGGAGGAUUGAAAGUGAUUCCUUCAGGAGGCGAGAUUUAUUAUUAUCAUUUAUAAACUGCCAACAUUGCAAUCGUUGCUUUACAUUUGGGGGAAAGACCAUACAAUAUACACAGACCAAAUACAAGAGAUACAAAUGUUUUUACCGUCAAUUGUUUCUCUGAGCUAUUAAAAAUGUUUUAUCUUGCUACAGGGAUAGCUAACAGAUUCCUGUUCACAUUUUCUUAUACUAUAGCUCCCAUACUUCUUCAAUCUGCUUCUAGCUUGACAUAGAUUGCCUGGAGAUUUGGAGAAUUUGUGAGUGUUCUCGAGAGCCUGGUUACCCUAGUUCUGGACGGCCUCCAUCACAAAUCAGAUUCUUAUUCAUAUUGUCUAUUUUAAUGUGUUUGUUUGUGAAAUUCUUACAUAGUGACUGCUGAAUAACUGUACAAUUUAUUCAUAUUCUCAGAUGGAAAGGUGAACAUUAUUGGGGAUUGUCCUACAUGGAUACAAAUAUCUGUUCACUACAGAUUUCUUCUAAAGUAAAUAAUCUUGACAACCCAAGCAGUGGACCUCCACCUUGUAUUGAAAACAGAAACAACCUUUACUCAGCUGUCACAAGUUCAGCUGAAGCAAAGAAUAUACUUGGCACCCUCUCUUCAUUAUGUGAAGAAAACCUAUACUUUGCAGCAGGAGCUGGUUAUAAGUGUCUUUGUGUGGUCCAGGGCCUCGUGGAUUUCUAUGUGUUUUCUGAAGACACCACCUUCAAGUGGGACUGUUGUGCUCCUCAUGCUAUCCUGAGAUCUCUUGGAGGAGGCAUACUGGACCUUUCUAAGUGCCUGAAAAAUGCAAGGCAUAAAAGUGAAUUUUCUGAGAAGCCCCAUCUGUUAUACAAUAUGGAAGUGGAAGGAUCAACUGGAGCAGAUAGGUGGUCUAAUAAAGGUGGACUUAUAGCUUAUAGAUCAGAAAAACAUCUAGAAUCUUUUAUGGACCUUUUUAUAAAAAAUCUAGCUCUUCAAAAUGAGCAACACUAAAGACCGACAAGCCAAUAUAUAAUCUUCAUAGUUAAAAUUUCAUAAUGUUGUAUACUCCUUGUAUUACAUAUAAACAAAAUGACUAUAUUAAUAUAUUCCUAGAAUAAUGAGGUGCUGGAUAUAGCUUCUUAAAAAUUGAAGCAGUGAGUUAAACUCAUAAUAAUCUCAGUGACCAGUUAUAUCUUUACUAUUUUAUAAACUGUUUAAGCAACAAAAAAUGUCUUUAAAGUUAUAUUUAUUUCAACCAGUUAUCAGUUAUAUAGUUUACUAUCACAAAUAAAGUGGAUCUGACUGAAAGGAAAAUCCAAUGGUGUUAACAUUUAUUAAAACUCUUCGCAGAUCUAUUUAAUUAUGUUUUAUUGUUCUGGAUUUGGUCCUGUCAUGUAACAAUGCUUGUUGCUGCUUAAUUAAUCCCAUGCAUCUCUACUGGCAGAACUCCUGUGCUACUGUUAAAACACAUACACAAACCAUAAUUACACACUAUUAACAAUCAUUAAGGGAGAUAUUGUACUGAUAAAUAUAGUAAACAUAGAUGCAUAAAUGUGCCGGUUAGGUUCAAAUUGAUAAUUAAAAUUUAAUUCUAGUUAAUUCCUGAUUUUCUCUGUAUACCAAGUUAACAUAUGGUUAACAUAUCCUCUAAGCAGUAUUUUUUUUUUUUUUUUCUGUGUAACGUGGAUGUAUAUAGAAUGGCAAUAAUUGUAGUCCUACACUACUUGACGCUACUAAAAGUUGUUUACCACUACAAGCUUGGAUAGUCC
Molecule: messenger RNA, 58894 nt
Organism: Pelobates cultripes (western spadefoot toad)
Lineage: Eukaryota; Metazoa; Chordata; Amphibia; Anura; Pelobatidae
Source: the annotation of a GenBank genome assembly